This is a messenger RNA of Pelobates cultripes (western spadefoot toad), 53019 nucleotides long. The record is from the annotation of a GenBank genome assembly. NCBI's taxonomy places the organism in Eukaryota, Metazoa, Chordata, Amphibia, Anura, Pelobatidae.
CUUUGGUUGCAACAGCAACCCUAGACAACACACAGUGAUGCGCGGCCUUUACAGGCAGUUUUCCGAUAAAAUAGUUAGAGAACCGAGGAGCGAACGACGAUGACCAGCUCGGAGGUCAGCGAGGAGCAGCUGCAGGAGCUGUAUGCCUGGAUAGACCAGGUACCUCUCAGCCGGACUAAGAGGAACAUCACUCGGGACUUCAGCGAUGGAGGUACCCGGAGCAUGGACCGAGCAGCAACACACACUGUCAUUGUGUUAUUAUAUUGGCAGGGUGUCAGUGGUUAUGGUGUCAGUGGUUAUAGUGUGUGGGUCAUGGUAUUGGCAGGGUGUCAGUGGUUAUAGUGUGUGGGUCAUGGUAUUGGCAGGGUGUCAGUGGUUAUAGUGUGUGGGUCAUGGUAUUGGCAGGGUGUCAGUGGUUAUAGUGUGUGGGUCAUGGUAUUGGCAGGGUGUCAGUGGUUAUAGUGUGUGGGUCAUUAUAUUGGCAGGGUGUCAGUGGUUAUAGCGUGUGGGUCAUUAUAUUGGCAGGGUGUCAGUGGUUAUAGCGUGUGGGUCAUGGUAUUGGCAGGGUGUCAGUGGUUAUAGUGUGUGGGUCAUGGUAUUGGCAGGGUGUCAGUGGUUAUAGUGUGGGGGUGAUGGUAUGGGCAGGGUGUCAGUGGUUAUAGUGUGUGGGUCAUGGUAUUGGCGGGGUGUCAGUGGUUAUAGUGUGUGGGUCAUGGUAUGGGCAGGGUGUCAGUGGUUAUAGCGUGCGGGUCAUGGUAUGGGCAGGGUGUCAGUGGUUAUAGUGUGUGGGUCAUGGUAUUGGCGGGGUGUCAGUGGUUAUAGCGUGUGGGUCAUGGUAUUGGCAGGGUGUCAGUGGUUAUAGUGUGUGGGUCAUGGUAUUGGCAGGGUGUCAGUGGUUAUAGUGUGUGGGUCAUGGUAUUGGCAGGGUGUCAGUGGUUAUAGUGUGUGGGUCAUUAUAUUGGCAGGGUGUCAGUGGUUAUAGUGUGUGGGUCAUGGUAUUGGCAGAGUGUCAGUGGUUAUAGUGUGUGGGUCAUGGUAUUGGCAGGGUGUCAGUGGUUAUAGUGUGUGUGGGUCAUGGUAUUGGCAGAGUGUCAGUGGUUAUAGCGUGCGGGUCAUGGUAUGGGCAGGGUGUCAGUGGUUAUAGCGUGCGGGUCAUGGUAUUGGCAGGGUGUCAGUGGUUAUAGUGUGUGUGGGUCAUGGUAUUGGCAGAGUGUCAGUGGUUAUAGCGUGCGGGUCAUGGUAUGGGCAGGGUGUCAGUGGUUAUAGCAUGUGUGGGUCAUGGUAUUGGCAGGGUGUCAGUGGUUAUAGCGUGCGGGUCAUGAUAUUGGCAGGGUGUCAGUGGUUAUAGCGUGUGGGUCAUGGUAUUGGCGGGGUGUCAGUGGUUAUAGCGUGUGGGUCAUGGUAUUGGCGGGGUGUCAGUGGUUAUAGCGUGCGGGUCAUGGUAUUGGCGGGGUGUCAGUGGUUAUAGCGUCUGGGUCAUGGUAUUGGCAGGGUGUCAGUGGUUAUAGCGUGUGGGUCAUGGUAUUGGCAGGGUGUCAGUGGUUAUAGCGUGUGGGUCAUGGUAUUGGCAGGGUGUCAGUGGUUAUAGUGUGUGUGGGUCAUGGUAUUGGCAGGGUGUCAGUGGUUAUAGUGUGUGGGUCAUGGUAUUGGCAGGGUGUCUGUGGUUAUAGUGUGUGGGUCAUGGUAUUGGCAGGGUGUCAGUGGUUAUAGCGUGUGGGUCAUGGUAUUGGCAGGGUGUCUGUGGUUAUAGCGUGUGGGUCAUGGUAUUGGCAGGGUGUCUGUGGUUAUAGUGUGUGGGUCAAUUUAUUGGCAGGGUGUCUGUGGUUAUAGCGUGUGGGUCAUGGUAUUGGCAGGGUGUCUGUGGUUAUAGUGUGUGGGUCAAUUUAUUGGCAGGGUGUCUGUGGUUAUAGUGUGUGGAUCAUUGUAUUAGCAGGGUGUCUGUGGUUAUAGUGUGAGGGUCAUUGUAUUAGCAGGGUGUCUGUGUUUAUAUAUUGUAGAUUAGACUAGCCGUAUUAGUCCGGUAGACAAGAUGCCAAAAUACCAGAGUCUUGCAGUAUGCAAUUAUACCUUUUUUAUUGGACUAACCAUAAUAUGUCAAAGACAAGCUUUUGAGAGGAAAACUUUCUAAAGCUUGUCUUUGAAAUAUUAUGUUAGUCCAAUAAAAAAUGUAUAAUUGCAUACUGCAAUACUCUGGUAUUUUGUGUGUGUGUGUGUGUGUGUGUGUGUGUAUAUGUAUGUGGCCUAUUGUAUGAGACUUAUGCUUUAAAAAGUUUCAUAUUUGAAGAGCAGCAACAGAAAUGGACUUAAAAGUACAUUAUUUUCUUUAUAUAUUGCAAAGAUAUAUCAUAAGUAAAUAAAGCAGCUUAAAAUUAUUUAAAAUUCAUUGACUGUCUUACAUUCUAGCUACCUUCACAAUUAAGACAUGUGGAUCACAAUACAUAUCAAAUACAUUAUACAUAAAUAAAAAACUAUAGAUAAUUCACUUCCCUGCUCAGAUUUUUGUGAUCAGGGAAGAGCUCUCUAAUCUCUCUUCUACCCCUACCAAUACUUGCCCCUACCCCACUCCCUUCUCUCUUCUAUGCUCACUAGAAAACCAAUAUGCCAUAAGAGGUCCCUGCUCUCCUCCCGUCACACCACCUGUUUCCCUCGCGCCUAUUCCUUCACAUCUCAUUCGCACUCUGUCUCCUUCUCUUGCUCUGCCCCUCACUAAAAUAUUCAAUCUCUCCCUCCCCUCUGGCACAUUUCUUUUAUCAUUUAAGUAUGUAACCGUAAGCCUGAUUCUAAAAAAAAAAGCCCAACCUUUACCCUAACUCCCCAUCCAACUACUGCCCCAUCCCACUACUAUGGUUUGCCUAUAAGAUCCUUAAAAAAGAGUUGCGUAAGCUACAUUGACCGACUUCCUUGAAUCCAACUCUCUGCUUGACCCGCGUCUGUCUGGAUUCCGCGCUUGACAUUCUGUUGAAACAGCCAUGCUCAAAGUAUCCAAUUAUUAAAAUGCUGCUAAAUCCAGUAGUUGCUACUCUCUACUAAAUCUCCUUGACCAUUCUGCUGCCUUGAACACUGUUGAUCAUCAACAACAGCUUCUCAUCCUCCUUAAUCUUGGUCUACGAUACUCUGCUCUCUUCUGGUUCUCCUUCUCCUUCUGCUCUUUCAGUGUUUCUUUUUCUCGCUCUUCUUUGCAACCCUUCCCUGUCUGCGUUCCCCAAGGUUCUGUCCUUGGUCUCCUACUGUUCUCGACCUAUACUGCCUCCCUUGUCAAACUCAUCAGCUCCUUUGUCUUCCAAUGUCACUCCUACACAGAUAACACAGAAAUCCAUCUGUCCUCUCCUGAUCUCUCUUUUGACCGGCCGUCCAUGAGGUAGAAGCCCAAAGUAGUUCCAGGGGAAUUGUGGCAACGGCCGGUCUCCGUUCACAGACUUCCAUACAAAAACCACACAUAAUGAAUGUUUUCAAGUGUCGAAUUCUCCCCCCAUUCAGUAGUUUGUAUCUCCCGAACACCGUUCGUAUGGGUGGUCGGGAACUAGAAACGGGGAGCAGUUCCGUCUUCUCCGGUGUUUGCGAGAGUGCCUAUCCGAAAUCAGUUCCAGGCACUCAAUGACCAGGUACCGCUGCCUGCGUUCGGGAGACAAGAUGGCCGACAUCCAUUAUGUCGACCACGUGUGUUCGGCUGUACGAAAUGGCGACCACCCAGGAGGGCAUUCAUUAGUUAUUUACCUUGUGUUUUUGCACAUGUUAAUGGAGGGUUUUAAGGAAGAGAUGAGUGCUUGCUGGGCUCCUAUGGAGGGGUGAAGAAACAGACGGCAAGGGGAGUGAUAUAGUCUUUAUUUAUUUAUAAAAUAUUUUACCAGGAAAGAUAUAUUGAGAUUUAUCUCAUUUUCAAGUAUGUCCUGGGUCCACAAAUCAUUGCAUUGUUACAUUAGGGUACAAUAAAAUACAAAAGCAAUAUUAAUACACAUUAAAUACAAAAUUUAACAUAGAACCGGUAGGAAAUAUAUAAUCAGCCAUACGGUAGAUUUAUUGGUAGUGAACAUCUAGGGUGACCCAAGUGAGUUGUUAAACCAUUCUUUAUACGGUUUGACAACUUACUCUGGGGGGGCACAAGGGCACUGGGCGAGUAGUGGUUAUGGUGAUUGGAGUGUUCCUUUAAUGAUAUGUUUACCCUUGUUUUGGUUAUGUAGAGUGAAAGAUAGGAGUGGACACUUGUAUGAGGUCCAAAGGCAGCUUUAAUGGACAUAAUUUUGGCUCGCUUUUGUGCCAAAAUGUUGUUGUAACCCUUCCAAUGUACAGCUUUUAGACCUCAUACAAGUGCUUACUCCUAUCUUUUACUUCAUAUUUCUCAGCAGCAUGGUCACCUGUGAGCUGGAGGCAUGGUGGAGGUAUCAUUUAUGUAUGCCCUUCCAUACUUACUAAAACUUUUUUGUUUUGCAGGCUCUGCUCUCCUAAACUGUGCAUUAGUUUGAAUUAAAGUUGAAUUUUCUCAGGUGUCCUCUGACGAAAAACACCAGCGAAAAUGCAACUUUAAUUUAAUUAAUAAACAUCUUACGCAAAGAGAAACUGUUAUUGCUGAUGGCAAACCAGACAGAUACGUGCAUGCAAUGAUUGUGAGUCAGUGGGUGUGACAGCAUCUUGAAAUUGUAGUGGAGUAGAUGAUUUUACCAUAGAAGACAUUUAUUUUUAAGGGGGUUUCCAGCCAUAUUCCACUUCCAGGAGUAUUUAUAAUUAUAUACUAGGAAGAAUAAUCAGUUAAGUAGAUUUUGGUUCUCCUGUGGUUUGUUUUCCUGCAAGCUCAACAUGUUGAAUAACUACCUUUGCAAAAUAUGUAUGUGAAUUAAUGAGAAGAAAAACAAUAUUUCUAUAUGUUUCAUAUUCUUGUGAAUUACCCAUCAAAUAUAUCAGCCUGUUUGUUUCCUGUACCAACUACUACAACAAUACAGAACUUAAUGCAACAUCAUCCCCUGUCAAUAAUGUACUCCGUCUCUGUCACACCAACCUAUUAAAUGUACCGCUUUAUACCUAUCUCCCUCUCAGCACCCACUCCUAUUCCCGAGCUGUCGGACCCUUUGUACUUCCCUGCUGUGGAACACAUCUCGUGGGCUUAGCCAAUAUUGACACUUCACACAUGGCCUGCUCCAUCAUCUCCUUCCAUCAUAGUAGUUCAGUUUUGGGUGUAUAUUCACCGCAUCGUAUACCAACUUGAAUGGGGGCAGUUUAACUCCACAUACUAGGACUAGGAAUGACUGUUAAAUAAAUUCUGCUGUAUGAUGUCCACAAUGGUUCUCAUUAUUUUGAGAACAUUUCAGCCAUUUUUGGGGGUUCCUGACAAAUUUGACCAAACCUCCCCUACAAUCUGUAAAAUUUUCACCCCUAUGAUAGUCUAUUUCAUAGUAGAAUAUAUUUGCCAGAAUGUUGUUUUCAUGUAGGUCUCCUGAGCUAACAUGAACAGGGAGAUCAAACAUCCUCCGAGUGUGGGGGUGUUUACCAGUGAAUACAUUUGUCUCCCGUGUGGGCACAUCCCAUGGUGUAGCUUCCUCUAGCAGGAGCCAUAUUAUGUAUACUGUGCGUCUAUGUAGUCAGAAAUGUUGAUUGGAGUUGGAAAUGUAUAUUUUAAAAUGUACAGAAACACGUUUUGACCUUUUGGUUAAAAUAUGGGUAAUCAGACUUCUUGAAAGCUAAAAGCAAGGAUGAUCUAAGUGCAGGGUUAUAGUCAGCAUCAAUUAAAGCGCUUUGUCAUCCAAGGCAUUUCACAAAAGUAUAGGUCACAAGAAACACAUAAAGAGAGAAAGACACACAUAAAUCAGUAUGAUUAAGAACACUUUACACUCUUGUGUAAAAGGAGUAAUUUUAAAAGACAUCUGUUAGGCUAUUGACUAUAAAAUAGUCAGUUUCUCUUAAUUGAUUCUAGCAAAACCACCGAUAAACAGGGUAAAAUAGCUGAUAAAGAAGCCCACCCAUGGUACAGUAUUCACAGUUGAUAUUUUAAAACAUAUAUUUACAAAUGGAUUAGUGCUUUUGACAAAAGUUACCUAAUGUAAUUUUACAGAGAAUAAAAAGGUAUUUUUUUGUACAUGCCAGAUUGCUAGCAUUCUAUAGCUGUUUGUGAGCGUCCUUAGAUGUGUGCUCUAACAUUAGGAGCUAGGCUGGCUGUAUGCACAGCUAUACUCUCCCGCUAUUGACACCAUUUUGCAGGAGUAAGAAGACAUCAUCAUAAUUACAUAGUUAUCAUCAGGUAACUUAUCCUUUAAUCUUUAUAUUUUGUGGAAAUUUUCACCAGCACAGUUUAUAAAAUUAAUCUAUUAGAAUGCAAGCUUGUCAUUUACACAAUUUACAGAUAACAUGUUUACUUUAUGGUAACACACUUAGAACAUUUCUUCCAAAUCCAAAAUAAUAUUGUAAUUUUGAUCAUUUAUUUGCAGAAGAUGACAGCUGAUCAAAAUUAGAAAACAAAAACGAAAGAUGCAGUGUUUUCAGUCCUUGAUUAAUGCAAAGAAAAAAGUUUAUAUUAAUUAAUAUUUUGCUGUUUAAAAAUUAACAUAGGAAGUGUACAGAAAUCAAAAUAUGGUGGAAGAAUUCCUAGAUUUUACUAUUAACAUGACGUAAAGUCAUGAUUUUAUUAAAGACACGGAGGCUCCUAUUAAGCUUCUCUUUCUUUAAUUCUCCCUCAGCAGCGAAGAGAGAUAUAUGCAAAUGAGAGAAAAAAUAACAAUAACAUUAGCAUAUGGAACAGUGCUCAUAGGUAUCCACCCCCUUAGUAUAUAAGGUGUAGCACUCCAUGCUUCUUCCUCUUUCUUCCGUGAUCCGAAGACCAGAUCCAUAACCGAACUGUAACUUGGCCCGAACAGGAACAGUGGGCGAAAGGUAAUGUCCAAUCCUUGAGGUUAGAAUGUAACGCUUUGUAACGGAAAAUCACCACUUUGACAGUAUGAUUCAGGCUAAAAGAGAGGAGAAAAUAUGGUAAUAUAUGGUCGGCAACUGGUUGCAUCAUGUAACUUCAUGUAGGUAAAAACUAAGUCGUAUAACGUAGUAGUCAUGUCGACAUAUCAAAAGGUAAUAUAAGAUUAUGUCUACUAUAUCACAAAGUCAUCUACCUGAGAGACGUAUGAGCGCACCUACAGGUAUCUACAUUGUAGGAGUCCACCUGAUCUGUGGUUGGUAUCCGUGAGAAAAAACCAAUCCCUCCACCCAGGGAGGGUGGGAGGGAAUAAUACUCGCUUCCGUGUCUUUAAUAAAAUCAUGACUUUACGUCAUGUUAAUAGUAAAAUCUAGGAAUUUUAUUAAAGACACGGAGGCUCCUAUUAUGCUCUUUCAAAGCUGAGCAAUGACUCUGUCCGAGAAAUGUUGGAUUGGUUUAAAAUAGAAGUUCCAGAAUGUGGAUUCCGUAGACCAGUCUGCGGCCUUCAGGAUGUCUUCUAACCGGCACCCUACUGUCGAUGCUUUAGAAGCCAUAGCGCCUCUGACCGAAUGGGCCGAAAAAAUUGUAACGUCUAUCCCGGCCGAGGCCAAUAACCAUUUGGCCCAACGGGCGAGAGUAGGUGUGGAUACUGGUAGGUGCGGUUUCUUUAGUGAAAUGAACAAAGGGCCGUAGUUUGACGGUCUUAGGGAAGAAGUACGGGUUUCGUAUUCUUUUAAGCAUAGAAUUGGGCACAGCUUCGGUUGGUGCGGGAGGUGUGGAUAGAAAACUUGUUUAGUCGCUGAUUUAGUUCUUCUUGAAAUAUCGAAAGACACCCCUUCUGGAGUGAAUGAGCGGGCUAGCCAGUCCAAAGCCCUUACAUCUGACACGCGUUUACAGGAUAAUAAACAUAAAAUCAUGAGUAGUUUAGCGGACAGCUGUUUGAUUGACAGUGCCGCGUUGUCGGGCCAUUCCUCCAGGAAUUUGAACACUAUGUUGACAUCCCAAAAGGAUCCGUACCUGGGUUUUGGUGGCCGUGAAAAACGUAUACCUUUGAGUAAGCGACAUAUCAGGGGGUUCUGACCGAGGGGAGUCCCGUCCACAGUAUCAUGACCUGCUGAGAUAGCAGACCUGUAGAUGUUGACUGUACGGAAUGCCUUGCCCGAUUCGAACAAUUGAGUGAGGAAGUCCAGUACCGUCUUUACAGAAGCUGAUAUGGGAUCCACUGAUCUUUCCAGGCACCAAUCGGACCAAGUUCUCCAUGCCGUAGCAUAUGCGCGCCUUGUUCCCGGUGCCCAGGCGUUCGCCAAGAGUUGGGUAGUUGUUCCCGAAACUUCCGUGAUUUCCCAGGGUCCCCGGAAAGGAGCCAUGCCAUGAGUCGGAGGAUUCCCCGUUCUAUCAAGUCGUGAUUCUCCCCAUCUGGGUUGGUUAACAGGGACGUUUGAUCCGGUAGUAACCGUGGGAAGUCGAUCGCCAUUUCCAGAAGGUGAGGGAACCAGGGUUGGGAUCUCCAGCACGGUGUUAUCAAGACCAACGAGGUUCUGUAGCGUCGAAUGUAUGUUAGAGUCCGAGCAAUCAGGUUGAACGGGGGAAAGGCGUAUGCUCGUCCCCCGGUCCAGUCCUGAAGGAAAGCGUCUGUCGCCAAGGCUUCCGGGUCCGGUCGCCAGCUGAAGAAUUGAGGAAGUUGAGUGUUCAGUCUGGACGCAAAGAGGUCCACACUCAAGGGCCCCCAUAGUCGAGCUAUCCUGGCGAAGACUUUUGGUUGAAGCUUCCAGUCCCCCAAAUCCCUCAGAUAUCGGGAGUUCCAGUCCGCGGUGUAAUUGUCCAGGCCCGGUAUGUGUUCCGCGGUCACCGACACAUUGUUUUGUAAACAGUAAUGCCAGAAGUCUGGAGCUAAAACCGCUAGGAUGCGUGACUUGGUACCUCCAAGAUGGUUUAUGUACCUGACUGCUGAGACGUUGUCUAACUUGAGGAGGAUCGAGCAUGAGGCGCCCUUGGGUGUGAGGCUGCGAAUGGCAAAUGAGGCCGCCAGUAGUUCCAGUGAGUUUAUGUGUAGGAAUGAUUCGUCUACUGACCAUCUGCCUCCUGUGGAUAUGGAGCCGCAGCGUGCGCCCCAGCCAUGUAAGCUUGCAUCCGACUCGAUUAUCAUAUCUGGAGUGGAACCGAAGAUUGCCCGUCCAUUCCAUGCUUCCAUGUGGGUCAGCCACCAGUCCAGUUCCUCCCUGGAUUCUUCGUCCAGCGUGAUGUUGGAUUCGUAUGACUGACCCUUCCUUAGGCAGGAAGCCUUUAGGCGUUGUAGCGCCCGAUAGUGGAGCGGUCCCGGGAAGAUCGCCUGUAUAGAGGAUGCUAGUAAGCCGAUUACCCGAGCCAGUUGUCUUAGAGAAAUGUCCGAACGGUUCAUUAUCCUCCUGAUCUCCUUCUUGAUGUUGGACAUCUUUUCUGAAGGGAGGCACAGGAUUUGUUGUACCGAAUCGACUCUGAAUCCUAGGAAUUCCAUCUGUUGAGAAGGUUGUAGCACCGAUUUCUCCCAGUUCACUAGAAAACCGAGGUUCUGCAGGAGGUGAAGGGUCCACGACAGGUGUGACAGCAAAAGGGAUCGUGUCCCAGACAGUAUGAGGAUAUCGUCCAGAUAGAUAAUGAGGCGAAUCCCGUGUAAUCUGAGAAAUGCAACCACUGGUUUCAGCACUUUCGUAAAGCACCAGGGAGCGGAGGAGAGCCCGAAAGGGAGGCAACAGAAGCGCCAUUUCUUUGUGCCCCACCGGAACUGUAGGAGAUUCCUGUGUGUUGGUGCUAUCGGGAUCGUGAGAUAUGCAUCUUGCAGAUCGAGUUUCACCAUCCAGUCUCCUGGGAGAAGGAGGUCUCGGAGGCAGUGUAUGCCCUCCAUUUUGAAAUGCCGAUAUUGUAUGAAGGCAUUGAGGGGUCUCAGGUUGAUAACUGGGCGGACACCCCCGCCUUUCUUCGGCACCAAGAACAGGUUGCUUAUAAAACCUGGGGUAUCUAGAGGGAUUUCCUCUAUGGCAUUUUUGUUGUACAAGGUUUCUAUCUCCGUGGAGAUGAGGUCGUAGUGAGACUGAGGCAUGUGUGGCACACGCGGGAGGGAAACCUGAAAGGGAAGACCCGUCAAUUCUAGUUGGUAACCCUCUACAGUCUGCAGUACCCAACUGUCGGACGUGAUAGUGGCCCACGUUUGAGAAAACAAAGCCAGUCUGCCCCCCACAUUUAUAUGGGAAAAAUGGGGAAAAAUCGUACUCACCAUAAGGGCGUUUUCCUGGGGUUGUUCCUCUGCCGCCACGGGCAUUCCAAGAUCUUCCUCGAGAAGGGAAGAACGGGGUGUAGGAACGUUCCUGGGUCUGUCUCUGUGUGUUGGAGGAGCCUCUGCCCGGUCUGGAGAAACCCCGGGGGUUGCGGCCGGAUAGACGGCUCCUACCUCUACCGGCCCCACCGAAAACCUUUUGGUGGAAUACCCUCUUCAUGGAUGAUUGGGCUUUAUCCAGCGCCGUGAAUGUUUUGACAUAGGAGCCCAGGUCUUUGACGAAGGAUUCGCCAAACAAGAGACCCUUAGCCGCGGCCCCUGGUUCAGAGGAGGCCAUACUAGCCAGUUUGGGUUCGAUUUUCAGCAGGAUGGCCUUCCUGCGUUCUGUUGACAUGGCAGUAUUGGCAUUGCCGAUCAUGCAGACCAAGCGUUGGAGCCAUCCAAACGCUACUUCAAAGUCUACUGGAGCCUCACCCGACUGAGCUGCUUCCAGCAGUUCGUAUAAUUUAGUGACAGGACCCAGAGUGUCUAGGAACUUGUCCUGACAAUUACGGAGGGAGUAGUCCAGUCCCCUCUUGGCCUUCCAGCCUGUUUUGGCUAGAAACUGGGCUAUCUGAGGGUCCACUUCUGGGGUUUUUGCCACAGCAUCAGGGAUUAUGGGUCGGGGGCACUCCGCUCUCAAUUUAUUACGGCUCUCUUGAGAAAGGGACUUACGUACCCUGAGGGCUAGGUAUCGGGCGAUGUGUUCAGAUGGUUCCCACUCGGCAGAGCGUGGGUGUCUUAAGUUGUCAGGGUCGAAUAGCAUGACCUCUUUAGGGUCACGGGCUGCUUCUGCCUCGGGCGUCCCUGCAUGAGCAGUGGUACGCGUUGCCGUCAAGGGGAACUGCUUUCCCUGGAGGCUUUCACCCUCUGAGAGCUCGUCCUCGUACGGGUCAGAGUACGGGGCGUCAGACCCCUCAUCCCCCUCCUCGUCUGAGUCAGACAGUAUAUCAUGGGCUCUAGCCCUUUUCCAGUCUCUGGUAGCCGUAGCUCGCCCAGAAGCUCUAUUGCGCGGUUGUUGCGCGCCAUCAUGGACAGCCUGAGGCAUGUCAGUCAGAGCAGGGUCAACCUGCAUGGGGGGGGGGUCUUGUGAAUGUCUGCGUUUGGUUAACGCUUUGUGGCCUGGCAGCCUCCCUUCAGGAGGGGUAUGGGUCAAGGCAGGGGUAGGGUGAGGUUGUACCUGUUUAAGCGCUUGCGUGAUGGAGUCCGAGAUGGUAGAGGACAUCGCGCCCAUGGCUGAAGAUAUGGCCUUGGAAAUAGAUUUGGACAUGGUGGUGUCCAGAAGGGAUUGGAAUUCCUCAGAGCCCAUGAGCCCAGGGUCGAGCUGAGGAUCAGGAUCAGUAGUGGCCAUAGAGGGGCUAUGUUUGCCAGGGCAUUUGUCACCAGAUUGCAUGGUAAGUAAAUAGAGUGCAAGUGAGAAAAUAACAAAUAGAAAAUAGAGUGAAAAUGCAGAGUACUAGGAUUGAUUAACCCAGGUACAGGAUGGAAAAGUACAGGGAGAUGGAAGGUUAAUACCAGGAAUAUAUAUGCAGAGAAAAAUCAAACUGUACUAGUAUGAGGGGUUGCCGGAACGAAAUCCGGUGAGGGAGGGGUCAAACGGCACGAAAAACGAGUAGAGAAUAUGGCCGCCGCCUAAACCGGCGACCAGAAACCAAGAAAAUGGCCACCGCGAGCUACCGCGCAUGCGCGGCGGGAAACUAAGGGAAAGUGAAUCGCCGCGCGGACGAAAGUAGGUCCGGCCGGCGGUGAUGCAAAUAGUGCCGGGAAAUGCCGCGGGUUUCCCGAUGGGUCCCCCUGGCGAAAUAACCGGCAGAGUGUGACCGGGGAGGGAGCCCCAACCGGAGGGAGGGGGCUGGACGAGGGAAAUUGUAUGAAUACUUAGUUAACAGGGAGGGACCGGCCACAGCAGAAUAAACACAGUAGAAUAAACACAGGCAGUGUAAGAAAAAUAAGUGGGAAAAACAGAGAAAAGGAGGGAUAAACUGUCUAAGGAGUAUCCCCACAGUAAUACCACAAAGAUAUAAAUCUAAUAGCUAUAAAUCUCUGAAACAUCCCACAGUGUACACAUACAAAUGAAAUUAUGAGAGUGUACUUAUCUUCUGAGGGAGCAGCGAAGAAAGAGAAAGAAGCAUGGAGUGCUACACCUUAUAUACUAAGGGGGUGGAUACCUAUGAGCACUGUUCCAUAUGCUAAUGUUAUUGUUAUUUUUUCUCUCAUUUGCAUAUAUCUCUCUUCGCUGCUGAGGGAGAAUUAAAGAAAGAGAAGCUUAAUAGGAGCCUCCGUGUCUUUAAUAAAAUUUUGAUUUUCAAUCACCGCUUUUAUGCAUCUUGGCAUACUCUCCACCAGUCUUGCAUAUUGCUAUUAAGUGACUUUAAGCCACUCUUGGCCAAAGAAAAAUCCAGCAGCUCGGCUUUGUUCGAUGACUUGUGACCAUCCAUCCUCUUAUUACAUUCUAGAGUUUUUCAGUGGGGUUGUGGCAGUUGUGUAUCCUGGUUUUGUGCUGCCCUAGGCAUGACAAAACUCAGGCACCCCCGCCCUGCCUUCUAAAUAGUAACACACACACACACACACACACACACACUAACAGACACACACACUCUUAACAGACACACACAAACACUGAAACACACAUACACAUUCACAUUUAAAAAAAAAAAAAAAAUUCAAUCCCCCCAGCCUCCUUUGGGAGUGCUGGGGUGGAUUCUCGCUUUCCAUGGGAUCCAGUGGGGCUGCUGGGCGGCCGGUCGGUCACUGCAGUCAGUGAGGGAGCACUAAUGUUCCUGUUCAGCUCCCUCGCGCGCUGGGUAGUGAUGUCAUAUUCCGGCUCUGGCAUCACUGCGGUGCACAUGAGGGAGCUGAACAGGAGGAUCAGUGCUCCCUCGCUGCCCGGAAAGUGCCGCCGCUGCCAGCCUUGGGGGGCCCCGAGGUGGCCAGAGGGCCAGCUCCUGCGCCCCCUGGGACAAGAGGCUGGCAAGGCAUUUGCCAGGGCGAUUGGGGGCGGCUUUUUUGCAAAUGCCUUGUCAGCCUCGCGGUAAAAACACCCCUGGGUUGUGGUCUGGAGAUCAGGCUUGCUAUGACAGUACCUUAAUCUGGUGGUCCUCAAUCCACCUGGCUGUGUGGCAUAGAAAAAAAAAUGGAAAAAACAAUCCUCAGAGUUGAGGAACAUUGUCAUAGCAAAGGAAGCAUUUUUUUUUUCCCCAGACAACCUUGUACAGUUGCAAUCAAAAUUAUUUAACUCCCAUUUGAAAACUAUUGUCAACAUUUACAGACUCUCAGCUGUUUGCAAUGAAGUAGUCAUGAAAAAUUCUACAGUGGCCAUAACAGUCAUCUGACUUGAACCUGAUAGAAAAUCUGUGGUAGGAUUUGAAGAAGGACGUUGCAGCACGCAAACCCAAGAAUAUUACUGAACUGGAGGCCAUUGCUCCGCUAAGGGCUAAGAUUCUUCAAGAGGGCUGCCAGAAUCUGGUGUCUGGCUAUGCACCUUGUUUUCAGCAUUUCAUAAUAGCAAAAGGGGUCGCUACAAAGCACUAAAGAUGCUUGCCAUGAAGAGGUUGAAUAAUUCUGAGACUGGAAAAGGUCAUUAUAAGUUGCAUAUUUUAUUUUUGUAAAUCUGUUUUAUUGAGUCAGUGGACCUGUGAGAGAUUGUCCCCCACGCUACACCGUCAGAUCUUUUCUUCGUGUGUAUGGGUGGCGUCUCAGAGUGUAAGCGGGUCACACUAUCCUCUGUCUGUGUUUUGUGACAAGUGUUUAUGAAGCAAAGAUCCUGCGUUGCGUUGAGUAGUGGCUCCAGGGACAUAGCGAACAGUAGCGGGGACAGGGGGCAUCCCUGCCUGGUGCCGUUGGCGAUGCCAAAUCUAGUGGUUAAAGCUCCAUUAACUCGUGCCGCUGCACGGGGUGCGUUGUACAGAGCAGAGAUCUAGUUCAGGACUCUCUCUCCCAAGCCCAUAUUCUGGAGUGUCUGCAUCAUGUAUGCCCAGUUGACCCAGUCAAACGCCUUCUCGGCGUCUCUGAUAUUUCCGCGCGUAGUGUACUAUCCCUUGCUUCCUGGCCCGGGAUGAAACUGGUUUGGUCCGUGUGGAUUAGGCUCGAUAGCACGCGCUGUAGUCUGGUCGCCAACACUUUUGUAAAAAGUUUUGUGUCCACGUUCAAUAAAGAGAUUGGAUGAUAACUGCCGCAGUGUUCCGGGUCUUUCCCGGGCUUGAGCAAGACUGUAAUGGUCGCCGUCAGGAAUUCUGUUCCAAAGCGUCGAGACAGGAACUGUGUGUUGUGUUAAGUCAGUUAUAAGUUGCAUAUUAAGUUAAAUAUUGGGAAACCACUUGAAGUAUUCACGGUGUUGAGCUAUUUCAAUUGUUUUUGUUUGAUUUGUUCAAUGCAAAUGGCAGAAAGUCUGAGAAUUUUGACAAUAAACCUGAUUUUCAAUGGAGGUUGAAUAAUUUUCAUUAUAAUUGUAUAUGGCUUGAUUAAUUCAUCCAUCACAAAGAUGAAUCUUCCCAAUUUUCAUCCUUGCUGAAUCACCCCCAGAUCAUCACUGAUCCUCCACCAAAUUUCACAGUGGGUGUGAGACAUUGUGGACUAUAGGCCUCUCCAGAUCUUUGUAUAACUGUUAGAUGACCAGGUACUAGGCAAAUCUGAAAAUUGGACUAAUGAAAGAAGAGGACCUUACUCCAGUCCAUUCAGUAUGGUAUUCAGCCAGACUCUUCUUUGCUUUGCUUAUUUUCUAGAUUUGCACAACUUCAGCCCUGCACCCAGGAGCCUGUCUUGAACGCUCCUCACCAUGCACUUCACCCCAGCUGCCAUUUGCCAUUCUUUAGUUUUUGUCGUUUUCACCCUCUGCCUGUCUGUAGCUUUGUUGGCCCCAAUGUCUCCCGCUUGACCUUGGUUUCAUUAAAGUUUUAAGCAUGGAAUUAACCUGAUGCUCACUGUAUACCUCUAGCAGUAAAGACACAACUGAACCCUUCUAUUCCUCACUCAAAACCUUUUUCAAUUCUUUGUCAUAGUCAAUAGAUAUUUAUUCCAGUUACUUUUAGAUGCUACUAGUAUUAUUUUUGCCAUCCGGCUUAUCAUAUAGCAAGAAGAUAGUGCUGGCCACGGCAGUGUUCUUUAUACUUUUCCACAUUAAAUAAGAUUUGGUUCAGGUGAUCCCUAGUCAGUACCUCAUUACGUAGAAUGAUGUGUACCUGUAUUAGAAUUCAACAGACACUGUUACGACUGCUAUAAAUGUAGAGAUGCUAGUUGUUCUAUUUUUUUUUUUUUUUAAAUUGGGGUACUCCAUAAACUCAGAUUGAAAUGGUUAAAAUCAGUAACACACCUUUUUUUUCAGCUCCAGAGAGUCUUAUCUCUGUACUUCUGACCCUGCUACAAGUCAUCAUUCGUGAUGACAUCUGUCCAAUCAGGUGAUUCUCACAAGGAUGCAUAAUGCUUCUUACAAACUAAAGCAAGAAACGCGGGAAACCCAAAACAGACAGCUAGCAGGUGUUACUAAGGGAAUUACCCCAAAAAUAUAUAUAUUUUUUAAAUUGGUACAUUUUAUAAAAAGAAACCUGGAGGGAUAUGCAGUUGAAACUUAAGGUACUUCAUCAUGCUGAAGUGUUUUAGGGUAUUAGGUGUCCCCUAAGAGGUGUCACAUUGUCCAUUUCAUGCUUGUAGGAUGAACUAGACGUUCCCUACUUAAUGGAACACUAUGCGCUAGGGAUCGACCAAUAUAAUUUUUCCAGAACCGAUAUGGAUACAGAUUAUCAGUAGCCUUUCAGGCCAAUUGACAAGAACUGGUGCCGAUAUUCUGUACAUUCAAAGUUUUUAAAAAGUAAGAAUAUCUUCCCAAAUCUGGCAUUAACUGAAUAUGCUAACCUCAAUCACACUCCUAUCAUUGUAAGCCAGCAUAGUACAUUACAAUAGAUUUAUCAUGGUCUUACCUUCCUUCUUCACAGAUUGGAUGACUGGUAGAGGUGAAGAAGUUAUCUGUAAUAUUGGUAAAUUACAAGGCCAAUACCAAUUAUUGGCAAAAUGCUGAAUAUCCCUACUCUAAGCAUCAAAACAUUUUGUAGCUUAAUGAAGCAGUUUUGGUGUAUAGGUCAUGCUCCUGAUGUCUCACUCAAUAUUCUGCCAUUUAGUAGUUAAAUCACUUUGUUUAUGCAGCACUAGCCACACCUCCCUAGGCUGUGACUCACCGUGUCUACCUACACACUUCCUUAAUCCAUACUGUGACGGAACGCUGGCACUCCGACUGAGUACCUCCGCCAAUCGAUGCUCCUAGUGCUCGCUGAGGACUCCAAGCACUCCAACCGACACCAUCAGCACUGCAGACCCCACUUCCAGCGAUGCAACUGCGCCGGGGUCUCUGCUGUUUCCACCCACCCUGGACCCAAGGCCAGGAUCCAGCUUCCAGUGGGUGAACCUCUCUUUCCCCAGAGAGCAGGAACAGGAACAAAUCAAGCUAUUGCAAGAGCUUCCUCUGGGGAGUAAGUGAUUAUAGCAAUCCCCAGAGUGUAGGUAUCCCUUCCCCCAAACAUGAGCCAAGGCUUAAUGCUGGAACAAGACUGAUUUACUGGCCCACAGAACUCACAAUUUUUGCAACACAAAACUCCUCCUCUGGGCCAGGCUAGAUAAUUGAGUUUCUACAAUACACAAAGCUCAAUUAUCUGCUGGCCAGAAAUAAUACAGUUUCAUAAAACACACAGGGACCCCAAAACAUGCAAUAACCCCAUAAAAAGUAUAUCCUUGGAACCGGGGGAUCUGGGUGAACCACAUAUCCAAAAUUCACCCAGAUCCGUUCAGUACUUUGGAAAAUACAGUUUAAUGCAGAUUCUGCAGAACAUAUACAGGCUAAAUGAAAAACAAUCACUGUAUAAUGUGUCCCCUGCUGUAUAGUCCAAAACCACUGCACGAUGUCUCUGUGCACCAAAUACUGGCGAGAUGGCACCGUGUUGAAAAGUCCAAACAGUGUCUGGGAGUUAAAAUGGCCGCCAUCCAUUGUUCUCACCAUGUGUUUCUGAUACAGGAAAUGGUGGCCACCCAGUAACUCCACAGUAUGUCCCCAGAUGGUUCUUAAAGGGCCAGCAGCAGCACAACACAAAUCCAUUAUGCCCAAAUCAUGUCUUUAAAGGGCAAUACAUCCCAGGGGCCAUAGUAACAGGGCAAGAGGCGGGCAAGCAGUCCUCUCCAGGCACAAGUGGCGAAUGGCACUUCGUCACACAUACAUUGAUAUUAUGAAUGACUUUUUAAUGAAACGGGGCUCUUACAAAUGAAGUUCCAGCUGGUGUGUUUGAUAAGGUGCAGUGUUUCACGUGCUGUCAUAACAACCAGGAUGCCUAGUCAGAGUCCUGUGGAAGCUCUCUCGCUUCAGUAAAAAUGCCCUGAUAUAGCUUAGCUCAGCCACAAGCUUAUUAAUAAAUAUUAAGCCACUCACAUCGUUCUUUGAGGACACUAGAUAAAACAAGCCAAGAUAUCAGAAGAACCUGAGACUCUUUAGCUAUCUUUAGGACUAUUAGAAGGUAGGUUUUAGUCUAUGUCAUGUAGCUAUGACUGUUGAUGGUUAGAUUUGUUGAUAUAAAAAACAAAAAAAACAACAACAUCCUAUGGAUCCACAUUGCAGAGUAAUAUAAAAAGUGAUAUUUCAUCUAGGAGGAAUUUGUCAUAGUAAAUUGUUUAAAUAGAUCAGCUUACUUUUUUUGCAGUUUAUUCUAUGACUCAUUCUCAGAUCUCUUGGUGAGACAUUUUGCUGCAGUGAAACUCGUACAGCUUUUGUUUUGUCUUUGAAUGUGUCCUAUAGAGUUUAAACAUAACUGGAUAUUGCUAAUAAUUUGUAUUGUAGCAUUCUUGUAUUUCAAUGCCGAUAACUUACUGUAAAUCUGAUGUAGCUGCAUGAUUAAAUGAUGACCACCAUUACAGCUGUAACUGCGGCUGGUUCCCUUAUUUACCACUAUAACAUCUUAAAGCGUAGAACUUAGCAGGGCUAACCAUACAGAUAUCUUAGCCAUAAUUUUAUAUAGUUAGUGUAAGAGAUCCUCUAUUUAACAUAUAUAAAUAAUUGCGAAUACAAUAUAAAAUAAGGAUUGUCUUGGAAGCAAUAAAGUUUUGUCUUUUUAGAUAUUUAUUACAUAAAAAUAUAAAUAUAGACAUAUAAAAUCCAUAUAGCAGUUAGAGUUUAUAAGAUUAAACUAAAUGCUUGCAAAUAUCAUUAAUAGGUGAGUCCAGACAGCGUCUGUCUCCAAGUCUCUCCUCAGAUUUAACUUUUAAAAAGUACACCUAUUUAUACCUUAGGUGUCUCCAUUUUAGGGUCACCGUAGUUCAAAUAUGAAAAAGUUACUUUUUUACUUUUUUCAUUUUAGGACCUCCCGUACCUUGGCAAAAAUACAAGGCCAUAACUAAAGGGUGUACACGUCAUGGAAAUUUUCCUGACUUAUUUCAAGAUGGCAUCUUAAAGUCUGAACAUUAUCUACUAAGGUUACCACAGUAUAUUACGUACUGAAAGAGUCGUAGCAUAGCCUUAAAACUUGUUUAUGCAUUAUUGUUAUUGUAAUUCGUCUGGGACAAAAUGGCACAAACAUAUUAUGCACUGAGGUUAUUUCUUAAAGAAACAUCUAUGAAAAACAUUUUUUUCAAUUUUUAUCACCUUGUCAGUUUGCAAUAUCUCUUAAAGACAAAGUACACAGUUUAAGAAAUACAACAUGUCAUUCUAAAACUUGUAAUAUUUGCAUUUGCCCAUAACACAGCUCAGCAAAAGUUUCAAUUUUUUUUUUUUUUUUUCCUGCUCAUGACUCACAAUGUAAACCUUGGGAUGUGAUGGAUAUGCAAACUCUAAGGAUUUUUUUUCUUCAAAAUGCUGAUUUUGUCUCCUCAGUAUUGGUUGCAGAGGUCGUGAAACAUUUUCUCCCUAAGAUCGUGGAAAUGCAUAACUACAUCCCAGCAAACUCAACACAACAGAAGCUCAGCAACUGGGGAAUUUUAAACCGGUAAUAGUCUCACAUUCUUGGUGAAGCAUAAAAUACAUAUUAUAUGAAAGGGCCAUAUAUUCUAUAGAAUGGCUACAGUUUAUCAAGACAAUAUACAAUACAGAAUAAAAAAUAAAUAAAAAAAAUCUCAAUUUCAAUUUGUAUACUUAUGUAUUCAAUAUAACCGUACUUUGUUAGAAUUUUUACUCUUCUAUGCUUUGCCUGAACAUAUCUAGUCAUUAUCAAGAAUGCUUAGGAAUAGUAUUCAAAUAUGUUUCCAUUCCUCCCUUUACCUAAAAUUUGAAUAAAUGUACUGUCCAAACGCAACACCUUGGGUUUUGUUUAUCAAACCAACAAGGGAAUUUAACAUUUUAAUAAAGUGUUUAUUAUAUGCGAUUUCAUGUAUUGUAAUAGUAUUAAAAAAGGACUCCUGUCCUAAAUUAGUCCAGGACAGACUAAGCAAGGAAGUUCCAAUCCUUAAAGGGAAAUUAUAGGAUAGGAAUACAAACUCCCUACAUGGCCCCCCUUCGCUCGCGCGACAUCCCUGCAGCACAGAACCCUUUUGUGGCUUAGAGGAAUCCAGCACCAAUGUCCCUCGGCACUGGGUAAGGCUCCGCUUUGGCCCCUCUUUUGGUAAUGCAUUUAGACAGUCUAUACAAUGCUUUGUGGUUCUGGGUGACGCUGGAUAUAUGCGUAAGGAUGUCCAAGAUCAGUUAGGCGACCAAAAGUCGGCUAACGACCUGGAAGUCCUGCUAGUGGCUGUCUUGUAGAUAGCCAUUAGAGGUGGUGUUAACUCUGGAUAGUAAUUAUUGCAGUUUCUCAGAAACUGCAAUAAUUACUGUUGCAGGGUUAAGGGAACUGGGACAGUACACCCAGAUUACUUCAAUGAGCUGAACUGGUCUGGGUGCCUAGAGUGUCCCUUUUCAAUCAACGGAAAACACAUGAGCCAGGCUCCACAGGGCAUGGCAACCAAAAGCACUUCAGAAUUUUUUAAUUUUUUAAUUUUUUUAAAAUCAUGCCAUACAUGUGCCUCCUUCAGUAGUGCCAUACGUAUGCAUGUAACCACAUGUGCGGCAGUUCGGAGGUACAUGUAACUUACAUGUCAUGUCUAACAUGCAAUAUAAAUAAAUAUUAAAAAGUAUUUGUAAAAUACAAGCACAAUCCAUAGUUAACCUUUAAUUGUGCAGAAAUAUAUCUAAUGACAGGUCAGUUUCGACUACAUAAUGUUAUUAGGAACAAUUACGAAGAUGGCAUCUACUUCCUAAAGGCCAAACAUCCAUUUUGUCCAUGUUAAUUCCUUUAUAAUAUUAAAUAUAACUCAGUCAGUUCAGUAUCUGUUUUGCAAAUUGUGCCUGCAUUUACUAGUAACAAAAUGAACAAUCCAACCUUUAUUUUAUUAUGGAGAAUCUAGUAGUUUCAAUAUAUAGGAAAUAAUACGGGUAAGCAGGAAAAUCCUUGAAUUAGUAUGGUAAAAAAAUAUAAGAAAAUCCACUGCUCAGCUUUUGAUGAAAAAAUUAAAUAAAAAGAUUAUACGUUAAGAUUAUACAUUGAAAAAGACUUUCCAGUAGAUUGAAAGGGAAAUAUUGGAUUUAAAUAAAAAAAAAAAAAACUCAUAGGAAAGAUCAUAAUGUGUAUAUUAUAUCUAAUUAUAUGUGGUAUCUGAAAACAUGAUCUGCCCAUUGAAGUAACAGAUGUAUAAUAUAUACACACACGUCCAGCUAUACAGAUAGUGCCACACCCUAUUAUUUUUUAUCUCACUACCCCUUUGACUAAAUAUAAUAAAAGAAGAAUACUAAAAUACUGUUAAUCCAAUAAAAGGUAUCUCCAGAUAUUAAGAUUCAGUAGUACUCUAUUAUUUUGUACAGAAGUUAAGAGAUUGUCAUCAGUCUCCAGAAAACCCAAGAUGGAAUUAAUUUUCUUUGACAUAGGCUUUAACAUGUUGUAUCUUUUUAAAUAAUCUAAAAAUAAAUUUCAAGUAUUAAAACCUUAAACCUCACUUUGGGAAGUACUUUACUAAUUUCAUAACUUGUGUACAUUAGCCAAAUCUAAAAAUAAACCUUGAAAAAUGAGAGACCUUAAACAUAUCACUCCCGAAAUAGGAAGCAAAGAGACGUUCAAUUUAAAUGGUGCCUCCUAAGGGUAUGGUUGACGAAAAUGUGAAACCUUUUGUAUCAAGCAAAUAUUCUCCUCAUCCUAAUGACCAAUUUGCAGGAUUGGCUUGGUAACUGCUUUCAUAGUUUUGCAAGAUAAAACAUGAUAAAAAUUAAUGUGCUGCCUAUCUAAUUGUAUUUGUUCUAGACCAUACCAAUUAAGAUUUCCAAAUAAUUUUUUCCCCAUACGCACGGCCAUAAUUAAAUUUGUGUAGACAGUCAUGUCACUUAGAAUAGCAGACUUACAAUUAGUGUUACAAAUGCUGAAGUAGCUCAGCCCUGCAUCAGACAUAGAAUAUUUAUUUGUCAGUGCAUCUCAUACGGAUGCUUAGGUAGUCGAAGCCCCAGCAGAAACCGUCAUUGAUGGAUUUAGAACAAGCUGCAGUGCAUUUGUCUCUAAUGUCCAUGCCGUAGAUAUAUUCCCAUGCUAGCAGAGGAGCAGCUAUAGGUAAAUCACUUGGUCUUGGACAGCCUGGAAUUGAGACAUAAAAAAGGAUAAACACUUCUUAACUGCUUACCUUUGCAUCCAUUAACUGCAACCAAGACUUCAUGAGUGGCGUCAUAACCAGCAUCAGAACAGCAAUAAAAAGCAGCACUGGAUUGAAUUUCUUUUUUUAAUACCAACCCUUGGUAACAGCUCAGUGUACAUAUGCAGGGGGAGGAAGGGGAGGAGAGAAGGAGAAACCGGGGGCGGGCCCUGAUCGCUAAACUGGAUGGACGUGGAGCACUUCGGCUCCUUGACAGGUCUUCAAUAAUAAGCAAAUACUUACCCUUUUAACCCUUGAUAUUGCCACAAGCAGAUGCCAACCUGCAAGGGGAACCCAAGGAACAUUCUCCCGUGUAUAUGUCGGCUCCUGUCCUGCUUGCAGUACCGACUGGUGGGCGGAUGAGUCUGUGGCCUGCUGUGAGGCUCUCGCGGGAGAAACGGCCGAUCUCCCGUGCUUGGUCCAGCGGGACUUCUCUUUUGCCAACCCAAGGCCCAGUACUCCUCUCUCCUCCUCCCCCCGUGGGCUAGUGGGGGUUAUCCCAGUCCCCACCUAGGACGCAGAACACACUCACUUGUUCUGGGCAGUGGAGUGACCAGCCUGACCAGGCGGCUGUGUACCUCCCUGGAGGCAUCGGACGACCUGUACACCAGACUCUGGCAAUACUCCAAUGAGUACAGCGCAGUUUCAUCAUUCCCCCUGACUGCCGGGUUAUACUGGAAAGUGACAGCUCGCUGCCUGGGCUGAGAGCCAUUUCAGAGCACCGUCCACACACUCGGGGGUUCCACCAUCCACAAGUAUUGGCAGAUCUGUGGGGACUCUAUUGGAACUCUGACCCCAGCCUACACUUGUGGGGUUAAUGGACAUGGGGCGCAGGCUCCCACGGUGGCCAGGGGUUGGAGUAAGCAGAAAUGCGGGAAAAGUGAUACACUCCUAGCUGACAACUCAAGCACUCAGCGUGUCUCAGAGAGCAGUUUCGGGAGCAACUAUUUUGCUGCUUGCCACACAAGUCCAAGUCUACAGCAGACUACUGUAUAAUUUUAAUUUUGAUUUCUUAAUGCUAUUAAUUUUGCAUUUUACUCGCUAAGGUCACUCAAAUUUACACUGCCCCUUGGUGGUUAUACUAUGCCACGUAUUUGCAAGUUAGCAUGUUUAUUCACACAUACCAGGUUUGCAGUCCUGUACACUUAGGCAGUUAUAUAGGCUGUAAGCCACUAGAUUUGCCACAUAAAAUCUGCUUCAGCUCACCUAUCUAUCCACUAGACAGGACUGCCAGGCUUGUUUCAUUUUCUUAUUACUCUUAUUUGUCUUCUUUUAUAUCCUCAUUCAAAAUGUGCAUGAUUACUGUAUAUGCCAUACCAAUGCUACAUCUUGUACGCUAAUAUUAUGCUUGCUUCAGCCAUUGUGGAAUCGCAAGCCUGUUUUGUAAAACUUUGCAUAGCAAAAAUAAAGAAUAAUAAAAAAUAAAAAAAUAAAUACAUUUGAAAAAAUAUUUCUGCAACAUGAAGUAGUGCUCUCAGUACUUCACAAUAGGAUAGAAACAGCUUUAUUUUAAGCAAACAUGUGUAAGAGCAUACAUUCAACAUUUCUACCUCAUUCACUUGACGCCUGGUAACAGGGCUUAAACAUUGACACGUUAAUUUUAAAAUAAAGAACUUAUGUUUAGUACUAUGAGUGCACAUUGUUCUCAAUGGAAAUAUUACAGGGCUGGAGUUUGACACCAGGGCAAGCAAGACUAGCUUUAAAAAUUGCAAAAUGAAUGCAGAAAAUAGUAGCGCUGUGAUGAUGCUGGAGUUUAAAACUGUUUUUUUAAAGGGGGCGGGUCUGGACAUCCGACCAUGACGGUCGCAUGAUUCUGGAGCUCCUCAGCAGAAUUACCUCAAGGAGUCUAAAACUCGACACUACAACCUCAAUUUUGGGAUUCAACCCUGCAUGCAACCCCGGGGAGUACCCUAGCGACUAUCAAUUACCGGUCUGACCGAGCCUGGUGUGGCGGAACCAACCUCGCCACUGUCCACUGGAGAGGCCUGGUUGCUCGCCUGCUUCCUUUAGACUAUGGUCCUGCAUUUUAAACUUUUAUUUUACCGGCAGAAAGGUUUAUUCGUGCCUUUCUGCGGACUGUUAAAGCCAUGCUACCCCAGAUAGCUAUGCCAUGGAGCCCAGCCGUAUACUGAAAGACUGUAUAAAAGACUUUGGCUCCAUGGCGAUUGAACUGUAUGUAUGUGAUCUGAGCGCCAUUCGGUAGUAAUGUGCGCUCAGAUUUAAGCUAUCUGGGGAUAUGUAGAAUGUCUAUGUUUUAUGGAAUAAAUGUAACUGUAUGUAAUUUUAUGCCUUUUAUUGUAUUGUUACUGCCAUGUUGUAAUGGAGUUUUGCCUCUGUCCUGGGAGAUAAGUGGAUUACUUCCCAAUUAUCUCCAGGACAGAGAGGAGGGAUUUUGAUGUAAUUGUGGUUGUGUUUUACAGUUCUCUUGUAAACGACUGGUUGUACUGUGUCCCACCCUGUGGGAUGUCCCCUUGCAUGGGUACUUGCAUAAAAGCCAGUGUGUGGCCAUUACAGACAGUUCCUGCUUAACCCUCAAAGUGAAGUGUCGUCUCAUUAUUGGGGGAGGAUUUAUUGUAGGCUGUUCCAGUUUGACUGCUAGGAGUGUAAACCUAUUUGCAUGGUUUUUCCUAUUCGGCUGUUUUCAGUAUUCGUGUGUUUGCAGUUCGGGAGAGUGGUGAUUGCAGUAGCUGUCUGUGCAUCUGAAAAAAGGGGAAUAUUGCCUAAACGUUUUUUUUUUAACCUCUUGUGGGCAAAACGGUCCGUUACACCUGGUACUCAAGAUGGUCACCCUGUUGGGGCCACCCUCGCUCAAGGACCCACUACUCUUGAACUUCGACUGUAUCUGUGCAAGAUUCUGGGCCAAUCUUUAUGGAAGGGAACUUACCUCUACUCCUGUGAACCCAGUUGAGCCCCUUGAAGUCUGCCGUAAAGCCCAACGCAGCAUGAACGGGUCUCUCCCAAGUCUUCCUGGAUUGGUGCGGAGGAGGAGGCGGCGCAAGAGGCCGCCAGGGCGGCAACGGUCAGUACCUCACCAUGCUGGCUUCCACACUUGCUACAACGAGUCCCAAUACUGGGAAAGCAACCAUGUGAGUUCUCAACACAAUCAUCUGGCCCUGAAAGUAAAAAAAAACAAAAACAAAAAAAAAAAAAGUGGCAAAUGAAAUACAUGCCACAUAUCCAAGCUGGCCCAGUCAGUGGGACAAUAUAAUAUUAGCUUGGUAUGGGUCCUAACCAAGGAUUAAACCAUUACCUGAAAUUGGUGAGUGGUAAUGAGAGUCCCUCCAAGGUUUUCCAACCUUGUUUGUAUAAAUGGAGUUAAUAAUGUUUUCUCUGUAUGAUGUCUAGCACCAGCAGAGUGCAAAUAGCUGAAACUAACAGAUUAAGAUAUACAUCAACGCUAUGGUGGCCUUUCUUAAAACCAUGAUAACAUGAUUAAAAGUACCUGAGUUUAGUACUUUUUACCCAUAAAAUGUUAAGUAUUGCUAGCCAUAUUUUUAUAAAAAAGAGGACAUUUAUGAUAUCACACACAGAGGUAGAUUUAUUUUAAUUAUCAGAGAAGCAUGACAACUAUGGAUUAAUGGUUGAUGACAAUUCCUGUAAUGAUAGUCUACUCAUUAUUUCACAGGAAGGUAUUCUCUAAGCUAAACUUUCAUGUCCCGGAGGACAUUGUCCGUAGGCUGAUCUCCAAUGCCCCAGGAGUGAUUGAGUCAGUCUUGUAUUCUCUGAGGCAGAAGAUCAAUGAAAAACUGCAAGAGAACUCCCAAAGACAAAGAGGCACAACUCAAGUCAAGGUUUGUUAAAUGUUAUAUAGAAUUAUAUAUAAAUAUAUAAACACACACAUAAACAAAUGUACUCAUAUACACACAACCAAUUUUUUUAUUUUUUGGGUUUUUGUUACCUGGCUUUUUUUUUUAUUUUUUUUUUUAAUUCUUUAUUUUUUCUGUGCAUGGAAAUAACAAGCAUGUGUAAUGUGCCACAACAGCACGCAUAUUAUGUGUAUCAAUAUUCACAAUUUGGCACUAUAGUACUGCACAUUUUUUUUUUGUUGUUGUUGUUAACAGUUAGGUACAAGCCAUAUACAUUUAUAAGCAUAGGUUGAUUGUCAUUGUGAUAGUGUAUUGGGAGAGUAGCUUAAUGCAUGUUAGGUGUAGCCUGUUGUGUAUGAGUGAAUGGCAUGUGUGUGGCCUGGCUGCCGUGGGUGAAUCAUGCUAUGCCCCAGUGACAGGCUGCGUAGAUGCGAGGAGGCAUGUGGGGAUAUUGUGUGUGCUAAAUGAAAAAUAUACUUCAGCUAUCGAUUAGGUAUAACGUAUGCCUGUAUGGUUUGUGGAUAUAUCAGGCGAGGUACAUAUUUCUAAUACCAGGCAUAUGUGCUUGUAUCAUGAGAAGUGCUAAGCAGAACAUAAAUAAGGAGCAUGGCUAACGAGCAAGAGCAAAGUAAAUCGGUCAAGCAGUGCAUAUUACAUUAGCAAGCUGAGGUAAUAAUAGACAUAGGAACGGUGCAUUAGUUGUAGCCUGUACAGUGGGAUUAUGCUUUAUCACCGCUCACGGGCUUGUAGGAGCAUAUUCCGUCUCCGGUGCAGUCCAUCUUGAUUAGCCAAUGCCAGUUCUGGAGGCUUGACAGGUGGGCCAGGUACAUUGGUAGAGUUGGUGCCACGGCUCUGCUCUGUCACCCGUAGGUCUUGGAGGGUCUCUCCGCCCGUGUCUGUCGCUGGUAGGGUGAUGUGCUGCAUUGCGGUGAGCCACUCGGCUGAUAGUAUAAGUUGCGCUUCGUUGGUCGAAUGAUUCUGGUGCCGCUGAGUGGUGAGUAGGUCGGGCAGGCUUGGUGGUCUCGCUCUGGUGUGUGUGAGGGCGAGUGCUGGAGUCUGGGGGGUAUGACGCCAUUUCCCGCCAUUCCAGUCUCCAACCUUUUCUCUGUCUGGAGGCUCGGGGUGGGUAUCUGCAUAGGAAGCGUCGGGUAGCCGGGCGAAUCCAUGCCGCCAUUUCCCUCAACACCAGGUGGUAGUGCUGGCCCUUGGUGCGGAAUUUUGUCCCUAUGUUGGCACAGAGCCUGUCAAAGAACUCCAGGGUGUGCUUGGGUGGUGUGGUGAGGGUGCUGUUUGUCGCCAGACGGGUCCGUGCCACCAUCUUGCUUGGGCCCCCGCAGUCCCUCUCGGCUGCAGGUUUAGUCGCUUGUUUGAGCCGCGUUGUUGGGGUAGUCGACCCCCGCGAGGACCGGGAUAACCCCCGCCGGUCCAGAUGGGGGGGGUAGCAGGGCAGUGUUCGAUUGCCGUUUCUGAGCAGGUCCCGUGCCGGGAGAUCGGCCGCUUCCCCCAGGCCUCAGGCUCCCCUCUGGUGUGGGCCGCGUGGCCGGUUCAGGUGCUUGUUUCAUGUUUCGGUGCAGGACGGGUACCUUUCUAUUCCCCGUGUGGUCCUGUUUCGUUUUUUGGGUGUCUAGUGUAGCUGGCAUUGUUUGGGUAGUCAGGAUAGUCGUUUUUGUGCCUGCUGGUGCAAGAGCCCUCAGUAAGCACGUCUGGCCAUCUUGGCUGUCAGGCCCCGCCCCGUUACCUGGCUUUUUAACCUCCACUCUAAAGAAAUCCGAGAGGGGGCGAUCAUACCACCAGAGCCGAUACCACAGAGCAGUAAGCCUGCUCUAUGUUGUGCAAGUAUAUUUUAUAUAUCUUUUUACAAAUGUUGUCUAAUUUUUAUAAAAUUGCACAUGCUUGGUGCAUGUGGACAUAUGACUUAUUUUAGAGCAUAACACUGCGGGGUGUGGGCUAAGCCCCACAUUUCAGUUGUAAAUGUGACAUUCUUUUUGAAUAGAAUUUAUCUAUUUAUAAUGCCAGCAAAGGGCUGAAAACUUCCAGCUUGCGGACAAGUACAAACAAAUGUCCCUUUUGAUAUUGAAAAAUCUCACAUCUUCCCAACCCACCCAAUCCAACGUAUAAUUCAGUCAAUGUCAGGUCAACACAACUCACUAUUUCCUGUAUGAAUCUAUAAUAGAUGUGGGUAAAGUAUUUUUAAUUAAGUAUUUUUUUAAAUGGAUACACAAACAAUAUCAAUACACUUAACUUUGUUUUGUGGGGAACUGACUAAACUGAUCUAAUAUUUUUAUAUAACAUUCCCAGCAUAUAACAAUCUAAUAUGAUAAGAUAUAGGGGCCCAGACACAUCCCGGUAGCACAUAUUGUCAGUAGUACACUUGAUCCAACAUUGAUGUCUGGUAUCAGAUGCCCAGUCAAUUAUCUAUUGGUCCCAUAUCACAUUUGGAUUCUAGUGUAUUCAGUGCCUUUGCAAGGCAUAGAAUGCCUCGUAAAAUAAUCCAGGAGCCAUGAAUCCUAAAACUUGUUUUGUCUAUGGGAAGUAACACACAAACAAAAUAAAUGCAGCAGAAUAUGACAAAAUGUGAUAGUGCUAUUCUAGAGUUCUGCUUAUACUGGAAACCUAUUUGUAUUUUUAUUUGUAAUCUGUUCAUUAACAGGAUUGUGCAGCAGGGGACUGCGAUUUUCCCUACAGCAGGGGACUGGGGUAUUUAAAAAAUAUAAUGAUCUGAAAUUCUGUUCCAGAAUAGGUUGUUUUGUAAGUUUCUUCAGAAAUGCUUAAAAAGCAUCCAGAGAUGCUUUUGUGGAAAAACAGAAUAUUCAAAGACAUCAUGGUUAAUGUGUGUGGUAACAGCUUGUUGAUCCAAGGAAAAAUCUGACUACCAUUUCAGAUUCAGGAAAGAAUGAUUUUCCUUUAUAUGGCACAAAUGGAAAUUACUUCAAAAUUAGUUUUUGUGCUUUCUCUUGGAUCAGCAGCAGAAACCGAGGGGUCCGGAUGGCUGAAUUUGAUGGAUUUGUGAUUUUUUUUGUUUUUUCAAAGCAGAUUAUUGGGUCAUGAAUGUGUGUUAUGUAGUGUUGCAGAUAGAAGCAGUUGACCAUUGCCCGAAUACAGUAACCAUAUUCGAAACAAAUUUUAUUGGGUAUUAUUAUAGAUUAAAACCAAAAGGUACUUGUACCCAAUCUUUCUACUUUUUUCCCUUAAUGAUGGCUUAGAAAAUAUAUUUUUCUUAUCCCACAAAUUAAUAUUAGACAUAUCCAGCUAAGAAAAGUUUAAUUUCAUGGUUUAUGUUGUAUGUAAAAUGUGGAGGUAACAGAAUUCACACAAUGGUUUUCUUUUCAGGAGUCGGAAUACUACAGCACGAAAACCGGCCAACCAACUGGUAAGUAUAAAAAUAAAAAGGACUUUCCUGAUUCUAACAUGUUACAUGAUCCAGUGCAUCAUUUGCAAACACAUUCACACAUCUUUUGAAGAGAAGGACGUGAUGCAAGUCACUGAUGCUAAAUAUACCCAGGUCAUAUUCAAUACAGCACACUAACAGUGUAGUAGUGCUUUGCAGCAUAGUCCUCUAGUUUUUUUUAACCUUUCUAGUGUUACUCUUUAUUCUGCUCUCCUUGACCUGGCUGGACCUAUUAUACCGUGUUUCAAAGGCAUCCAAACCUGGACUAGUUUCAUAUUGACUCAUUGUAAGGAGUUCCUUAAAGGGACACUUUAGGCACCAUAAGUACUUCAACUGACUAAAGUGGUUAUGGUGCAUGGAGUGAACAUCAAUGAUUUGUUUUAAUCAAUUAUUUGCUUUCCCUUUAGCUGAGAUGCUUGGUCUCCAGCAGACUGCAGCCUGGCCCCCUAUGAUGGUGACAUUCUGAUAUCCAUCACGCAAGUUGUUUCUUCCAACAAGUUAUAAGCUAUAAAAGGGCUAAAAAUGUAAGGCCCACAUUUCAGGCUUUCCCUUCUCCACCUUGUCUUCCCUCCCUGGCUCUAUUGUUUGAUAAUUUGCAAUUCCCUCCAAAAUCACAGCUUGCCUUUCUUCCCUCUUUAGACCUUCUUUCCUCUCGGAGUACUUCGAUUUUUUGAAUUGGGCUGUCCGACAACCCCUGGAGUUUUUGGUGGGUCUGCGCAUCCACACCUACCAAACUGCUCACUCGUUAGUAUAUUAGUUAGCUAAAAGUUAGGGAAUGCGGUUCCCACAUCCAUAAAUGGUGGGACUGCCCCGGGAUCUGCAGUUUUGGCAGACUUUUCGUGUGGUUGCUUCCCGACUGGUUGACUGCCCAUUCUCUUUUGAUAAGGAGACCUAUCUUCUGUACCGUACCUCACUUCCUGGAAAGUCUUACUGGAAAUUAGUAAUGAAUCACUUGAUUAAUGCUGCUCACAGUCUUGUACCACUUACUGGAAGCAGAAAGAUGAGCCCUCUCUAUGAGAUUGGAUCCUCAGGGUGGAAGAUAGCUGCUCUUGUAAAGAGAUUAUUGUCAUGGCUGUAGACAAAUACCAACACUACACUAAUAUGUGGUUUUAUUGGUUACAUUGGCUCUCCGAACGGUCUGUAGGAUGGGGGAGUGGGCGACCUGGGACAAUGAUUCCCCUAAUCUUGGUUUGUAUAUACAAUUUGCCCCUGUGGGUACUUGGGCUUUUCCUGGAUCUGGUUUUCAUUGCUUAAAUCUUCCAAAUUUCCCACUUUUCUUUCUUAUUUUACCCCAUACCUUGCAAUACCCUGCCUCUCAUUCUCUUACUCCUUCCUCUUACUUUCCCUCUUUCUACAUGUCUUGUGCUUGCCUUUUCUCGUCUACUAUUAGAUCCUCUUAGUUUGCAGUUACUUACCUGGGCUGGCUGAUGUGGACUCUCUCUUGUUACUACCAGCUUUUUGUAGUCACGAGGUAUUUAGUUUCCUGGUCCAAAGUGUUCCUAGAAAUGCAUCUGGUCCUUUGCGACUUAGUUCGCUUAUUUUUAUGUUCUUUGGUUCUCUCUCUCUCAUAUUAUAUAUAUAUUUAUAUUCAAGGCCAAUACAAACUAUUGUUUGGAAAUCUAUUCAUAAUCAGGACUAUAUAUUGGACGUGAUAUCACGCAUUUAGACUGGAAGAAAUUAGAUUUUGUUUUUACAGUCAGAACAAUAACCAUAAGAACAUUAAGACUUGUUUUAUCACAGUAACUGGAUAAAUACCUUCAAAAACAAUGUUCGGGGAUAUAAUUUUUAAUUUGUGUGGUAAUUUUUUUUCCCCCUAGUUUGUUGAAAAAUGUGAAAGUGCUGCAAACUGAGUUUUUUUUUUUUUUUUUGCCUUCUUUUGAAUCACCACAAAAACAGAUGUGAGAAAUGCUGAACUUGAUGGACAAAUGUCUCUUCAACUAUAUAACUAUUUAAAUAUGUAUAUAGUCUACGGUCUUUUGGCACUUUAUCCAAUGGUCUGCACUGACAUUUAUGCUUGUAUCUAUGUAAUACAUUUUUCUCUUUCAAUAAAGACUGCAUGGUAAAUAAUUAAACACAAAAUAAAAUUCAGGUCGAGUGCACUAGGCAGGCUUAAAAGUUCUCACCACGGAAAUCCUGGAGGGUCCAUGGUACACUCACCAUGGGUGAAUUUCUACUUGCCAGGACUGAAUUUGCACUUGCUAAUGACUAGUGCGCCAGUGGGAAUUUUGAGCCCUGAGCCAUGGCAUUUUGGUUAAUUUGGGAACCACUUAUGACAAAUAUGAUGCAGUUUACAGAUUACCACUAUCAGACAAGUGUGUUUCCACAAUCUAUACAAUCACAGUGUACACACAGGAUCCACACAAAGUGAAUUACACUAUGCUGCACAAAACCUUCGUAAAAAAAGCCAUUGUAAUUUAAAUGUAUCUUCUGUGCACGGUUACGCUUACUUUUUAGGAUAUCUCACAGCAGGUUUAAAACACCACCAAUCUCCACACAUAGUUGGGAGGAAGUUAAUCAACAUAAUAGAAUAGCACACUUUUAACUUAAGCUAUGACAAAUGGUAAAACAAUGUGCAUUAUUCAAAGGCUUAAUUAAUUAAUUCAAUCAAUCUGCAUGACAAUGGGCAGGUAAAAAACAUUGCUAUAGUAACAACAGUGUUCACACAUUAAUGGGUUAAUCGAAUUAGCAAUAAUCCAGCAAGCUGUAAAAUAUGAAAUGUAGGUGACAAAUGUAGCAUUUGAUGUACUAACAGAAAAUAAAAUUAGUUGUGAUUUUGUGAAUCAUGUGAAAUUUUUCAUGUACUGCUGUCAGACUUCUGUCUAAUGUCGGUAGCUAUUUGGUCUCAAGCAGGGAAAUAGAGGCUUGCAUUUUCCAGGAAAAAUGCGUCUUCCUCCCAAUAUUUCUGUAAAGUUUUCAUACCUGGGAUACCUAAGUGAUCACUCCUUCUAAAGAGAAGAUACAUGCUAAAACCUACACAAACAUGCGUGAGUAAUGUAUGCAUGUGCUGUCAUGAAGAUAUAACAUCACUAGUCACCGAUGGACCAGCAUCAGGAAUUCAGCCCAGUUCUUUGUCUGUGUAAUUCUAUCAAAUUCCACAAACAUUAUGUUGUCCUGCAUAUCAAGUAUUAUUCUACUGAUCUGUGAAUUGGACAGUGCAAUCUAUCAAUUAGUGAUUAUCGUCUUUCUAAUGCAAUAGCUAAAUCCAAAGCAGUUUGAGAUUGCUUUGAGAAUCACUGCUUUCUUUAUUAUUAUACGUGCCAAGGUAAUUUGUUUUCCAAAGUUUUAGCUACCAAAUUAUCUUUUUUUUCCUUCUUUUUAAAAAAAAUUCUUUAUUUUUAUUGUGCAUGGGAUUGCAGCAGUGCUUGCAUAGCGACAACAGCUUCCACAAGCGCAAUAGUAUUUGAACAUAGGUACGUUAUGCGUUAAACUUGCACAUUUUUACAUUUAGUGGUUUGUAUAAUGGGAUUGUGUUAAAGAAUCUCCAGUGGGAGAUUUGCAUUGUGUUUAUAGAUUUUACAUGUUAGUCAGGUAUGCCUAGAUUGGGUGGGUGCAGGGACGGACUGACAGCCAUUUGGGCCCCCGGUAUCUAAUACAUAUAUAUUGAAGGCCAAUAUAUAUGUAUUAGAUACAUUUUAAAUAUAAGUUUCAUUUAAUGUUGGGUAUUACCUUUGUUGCUUAUAAUGUUGAUUAUGAAUGCAUGUUUGCAUUUGAGCAUUUAAAAUCAUCGUCAAUGGACAUUUUUGCAUAUUGUACUAUUAUGGAUGCGUAUGUUUUUGUAGAAUGCCAACAUGUGUGACUUCAAAAACAUAUUUGAGUGUAUGUGUCAGUGGAGGGAUAAUUUGUUUUACCACAAGAAUAUUAAUGCAUGAUUGUAUUUAUAUGCAAUUCCAAAGUAUUAUUGUGUGCGUCAAAGUAAUGAUCAUUUUGUGUAAUGCUGAUAUGUGUAAAACCCAAAGAAUAUUUUGUGUAGUGCCAGUGAAAAUAAAAUGCAGGAGGUUUUUUUUUUGCAUGCAGUGUACAUGUAUGAUGGGGCAGGCAGUGUUCUAUUAGAAUGCAGAACAGAUGUGUGAAUGCAGAGAUUUAUUUAUUGGAAUUAAAUGCAGGAGUGUAUUAUUAUGGAAUUUUGUUGUGUGAAUACAGGAGUAUGUGUGUUUUAAGUAUCAGUGUGUAGGAGUGUAUUUGUAUCUAUAGGCCAGUAAGCCUUACUUCAGUAGUGGGGAAAGUGAUGGAAACCAUGUUAAAGGAUCGGAUUGUUGAACAUCUAAAAACACAUGGAUUUCAAGAUCAGAGACAACAUGGGUUUACUUCAGAAAGAUCAUGCAAAACUAAUCUUAUUGAUUUUUUUUGAUUGGGUAACUAAAAUUAUAGAUCAGGGUGGUGCAGUAGACAUUGCUUACCUAGAUUUCAGUAAGGCUUUUGACACUGUUGCAAAUAGAAGGCUUAUCAAUUGUAACGAUGGCUUACCUGUCUCCUUCGGACCCACGCCGCGCGGCGAUCUCCCUGGCUGCUUCCGGAAGGCGGAGCAGCCUGUCCGACGCUGGCCGCUCGCGGCAAAGCCCCUCUUAUGACCUGGCGAAAACUCAAACGUUGCCACGCUCCCGGACUUUUUGGGGGCGUGGUCUUAAAGCUGAACACCACUCACUAUAUAAGGGCGCCCCUGUCCUUUCCCCAGCGCCCUAGUGUGGUUCUAUAUUUGGUUCCUCUAGUGCUAUUCAUACUCCGGUUUGUCUUUCUGGUACUUUUGACCCCUGGCUUCCUCUCUGACUACUCUCCUCUCUGGUUUCCCCGAAUUUUGGCUUGGUAUUCUCAUUUAUUCCGUCUUCUGUGCUCCAUUGACCUUCGGCUAUCCUUUUGACUAUUCUCAGACGUUAAGCCCGGCCACUCUAAGGACCGGUAUACGUCUCCUUUUGGGUUACGCUCUGCGUGAAGGGGUCACUGUCGUGACAUCAAUAAACUGCAAUCUUUAAGUUUGGAUUCCAAUAUUGUUGAAUGGGUAAGGCAGUGGCUGAGUGACAGGCAACAGAGGGUUGUAGUCAAAGCUUGGACUUGUCACCAGUGGGGUACCUCAGGGAUCUGUACUUGGACCCAUUCUCUUUAAUAUUUUUAUUAGUGAUAUUGCAGAUGGUCUUGAUGGUAAGGUAUGUCUUUUUGCUGAUGAUACUAAGAUAUGUAACAGGGUUGAUGUUCCAGGAGGGAUAAGCCAAAUGACAAAUGAUUUAGGUAAACUAGAAAAAUGGUCAGAAUUGUGGCAACUGACAUUUAAUGUGGAUAAGUGCAAGAUAAUGCAUCUUGGACGUAAAAACCCAAGGGCAGAGUACAGAAUAUUUGAUAGAGUCCUAACCUCAACAUAUGAGGAAAGGGAUUUAGGGGUGAUUAUUUCUAAUGACUUAAAGGUAGGCAGACAAUGUAAUAGAGCAGCAGAAAAUGCUAGCAGAAUGCUUGGUUGUAUAGGGAGAGGUAUUAGCAGUAGAAAGAGGGAAGUGCUCAUGCCAUUGUACAGAACACUGGUGAGACCUCACUUGGAGUAUUGUACACAGUACUGGAGACCGUAUCUUCAGAAGGAUAUUGAUACCUUAGAGAGGGUUCAGAGAAGGGCUACUAAACUGGUUCAUGGAUUGCGGGAUAAAACUUACCAGGAAAGGUUAAAGGAUCUUAACAUGUAUAGCUUGGAGGAAAGACGAGACAGGGGGGAUAUGAUAGAAACAUUUAAAUAUAUAAAGGGAAUCAACACAGUAAAGGAGGAGACUAUAUUUAAAAGAAGAAGAACUACCACAACAAGAGGACAUAGUCUUAAAUUAGAGGGACAAAGGUUUAAAAAUAAUAUCAGGAAGUAUUACUUUACUGAGAGGGUAGUGGAUGCGUGGAAUAGCCUUCCAGCUGAAGUGGUAGAGGUUAACCCAGUAAAGGAGUUUAAGCAUGCGUGGGAUAGGCAUAAGGCUAUCCUAACUAUGAGAUAAGGCCAGGGACUAAUUAAAGUAUUUAGAAAAUUGGACAGACUAGAUGGGCCGAAUGGUUCUUAUCUGCCGUCACAUUCUGUGUUUCUAUGUUUCUAUGUGUGCAGUGCUUGUGUCUAUGUAAAGGAAGGGAUAUAAAAUGCAUUUGUGUUGAAGAAGUUGUGUGUGUAAAUGAAGGAGACGGCUGGUGUGUGAAUGUCUGUCUGUAUUAAUGUGGACAGUCUGUGUAUUGAUGCAGGGAUAGAGUGUUUGUGUGUGAAUAUGAGCAGUUAUAUAAUAUACACACAGAUAUACACAGUAUGACACACAGAGUCAGAUAAUAUACACACAUAACAUUUAGUGACACACACACAGAUAAUUUACACAGAUAUACACAGUGUGACACACACACAGUCAGAUAAUAUACACAUAUAUACACAGUCAUAAUAUACACACAGAUAUACAUACAGUGACACACAGUCAGAUAAUAUACACAGUAUGACACACACAGAUCAUAUACACACAGAUAUACAUACAGUGACACACACAGAUCACAUACACACAGAUAUACAUACAGUGACACACACAAUCAGAUUAUAUACACACAGAUAUACAUACAGUGACAUACACAAUCAGAUGAUAUACACAAUGUGACACACACAGCCAGAUGCACAUAGAAACAUAUACACACAAAUAAAUUACUAUACCACAUUCUUAGCCAACCUCAUGUCCCCAAACCUUUUUGGUGUAGGAGAAGGAUGGCUUCUCUGGGUCCAGUGGGGGGCUGGAGCUUGCUGGGGAUGAUAGGAAUCGUCUGCCAGGUGCUUCCAUCUUCCAAUCCUCCACUUAAGGCUCUCUAUGCAAUGGGAGGAAGUGAAGUGUAAUGACUUCCUCCCAAUUCAGCUGCCGCGCAGGGGAACUGAGGAAAGGGGCCCAGUCUGAUGUGCAGAUACAGUGCUCGACCGGGCCCCUGGUGGGAGGAGUUUGAAAAGGGUAUAGCAAUAGGUUGCAGGCUCUACACCAGCAGAGGCCUGCAAAUAACACUAGAAUUAUGUCAGGUCAGAUCAGGAGAUCUUCCGAUCUCCCAAUCUAGACCAUAUCAGUGCAUCUGGGCCCCUGACUGCCUCAGGCCCUCGGUCCAUGACCGAUGUGCCCCAGUGGUCAGUCCGUCCCUGGGUGGGUGUGUAGUGUUGUUUUGUCUGAUAGUGUCUAGGCGGGUGCUGAGGGGGUUUAAGCUGUUUGUCAGCUUAUGUUUGGUUGGUGGAAGCUGAGCGGCCCCUGUAUAGGCGCUACGUAGUGGUUCCAUAGGGGGUAUGGAUCAUUCCUUAGGGGUUUGGAGGAGUUGUGCGUAUGGAUUUGCUAUGUGUGGAGCGCUACGUACAUCUGGCUGAGCAGGCUCAUACACAGCCAACUGUUAGGGAUUGUGAUAGUAGGGUAGCUUAUUGUGUGCCUGGUGGGUUAGUAAUUCCCGUACCUGUCGGCUAGCAUAGACCCCGCUGUGUCGGGGGUGGGGGGGGGAGGUGUGGGUGCUUGGGCCCCUUGCAGUGGUUCGCCCUCAUCUGAGAGGAGUGUUAGUGGGGGGUUGUAGGGAGUGGGUGCCAUCUCGGUUCUUUUAAUAUUUUUAGCCCAGUUUUGGGGCGUUCAAAGCUGGCUGUUGUGUGCCUUAAAAACAUAUACAUGAACUGAAAAUGUUAAACGUUAAACACAUUAUAAAACAUAUUGUUGUUUCAGGGUGAAUUAUGCUCAGUCCUGCCAGGGUUCAGAUUCCCGGAUGUGGUGGCUCUUGGUGUGAACGUGGUUGUGGUCGUUGGGUCCCAUGUGUUGGGUGGCUUGUCUCGAGGUGCGCUUACGGUCUGGCCUUCUAUGCCUAAUGCCUAAUGAUGUAAGGAAGGUGGGUAUGUCUGCUCCAGAUUUUAGUGUGCGAACAGUCCCGUUGUGUGUAGCUAUCAGAGUUCCAGGGGGCCCCAUCUGUAUACCACCCCUGUGGACCUAAGUUGGGAAGUGACCGGUGCUAGUGAUUUGCGCCAUAGCAGUGUUGCUCAUGUUAAGUCCUGGUAAAAGGUUAGAGAGGCGCCUUCAAAGGACAGCAGUGUUUUAUCCUUCAGGGCCAUCAUAAUGUGGGCUUUAUCUUGCGAAGUGGAGCAGCGGAGUAUGACGUCCCGUAUUUGGCCAGGUUUUGCCGUGGGUGAGCCUGGUAUUCUGUGUGCUCCUUCAAUGGAUAGUUUCCUGGCCAUUGGGUGGGGUAGAAUGGUCGCCAGCAGUCGCCUGGUGUAGUGUGGUAGCUCGUCUGCUGUGAUGUUGGCGGGGACGCCCCUUAUCUUGAUGUGGUUGCGGCGUUGUCUGUCUUUGAAGGCCGUCAUCCUGAGGGACAGGGCUGAUUGAUGGACCUGUAGUUGGGUGACUGUGUCUUUAAGUGUCUUCAGGUAUGAGGGCUGCUGUGCAUCCGUGGGAGUUUUGGCCUGUGCCGGUCUUUCCAGCAUGGAACUGAUGACUCUGCCCUCCGCCGCCGUAUUCGGUUUUUGGGACCAACGUCCCAUUGCUGGCAUCAGGGUUUGUCGCAGAGGCGAGGGGUCCGACCCGUACAGGCUGAUUCCUGCGUUUCGAUUUUGCCAGGAGAUCGCCCAGGCUGUAGAUUUGUAGUGCACGGUAGGCCCCAGGCCUGCGUUUUUUUUCCGCAAAACAAAUUAAUUUCCAGAAUUCCACUCUGCAGGAAAACAUACUUAAUGCUUUUACUCUAAAACCUUUAGUUAUUGCAAAUAAUCUGCUGAACAGAUAAACAAAAUAUAUAAAUAAAUGGUAAUGCAAGUUGUAUGCAGUUUUAAGGUGCUAUGCAAUGAAGACAGGAUGACAGAGGUCAUUUGAGUGUAUUGUGUUGAGCUGGACUGUAAGCAAAAAUCAAAAUUCAGUGACUGCAAAGUUCAUCCAAGUUGAUGCUCCACAGAUCUUGAUUCAAUGUAAUGUCCUUAGACAGCUAAACUUGGCUAAACUUGGUUUAUGGAAGUUUGCUAUGUGUCCACAGACCCUGUAGAGUUCAGCUGACAGACAGUUUCUUCUGCUUUGGAAUCAGCCUACAAUCUGAGUAUUUUCACCACAAGACAGAGAUGGAACGACUGUCAGAACACUGCUCUGUAGCCUGGGAUAGAGAAAGGCUUGUAACCCUUGGCAGCGGAGUCUAUAUCUGGCUUACGGAGUCAGGCACAUAUUAUAAUUGCUGUUCAACAUCAAAGCCAUUCUGUGUUCUACUAAGAGAGCAGCAGCAUUAUUCUGUCAAUAGCCAACCAGCUAGAUGACCUUGAGAAAGCACAUUAAUGUAAUGCUGUUCCAUUUCUCUCUCACGGCACCAGUACACAACUCAUUGGGAUGAGUUUACAGAUAAUACUAGAUGGGUUUUGGGAAGGGUUUUUAAGUGAUGAUACAUCCAGGGGAUAAAAAGCCUAUCUUGGUUUCCCACAGUCGUGGUCCAAAACCCCAUUAUUAAUGCACUUCGGUCAAGUUGAUCUUCAGAGAAUUAGACCCAAAGUGGGUAUAUUAUUUCUUUACAGUACUUUCCACUGAAGAACAGUUUGUCUUAAUUAACUCUUUCAUUUAAAAUUUUUAUUACAGAAGAAGUAUAUUCCUUUUCAUUUUUUUUUUUUUUUAAUUGCCUCACAAAAACUAAACUUUUUUUUUUUUUUCAGGCCCUGAUGCACUUUUGUCUCCUACACAUUCAAAGGCUUUCCCAGGAUAUACGGACCAGUCCCAGAACCACACAAAACGGUAAUCUCUCACAAAUGACAGAUACAAAAAUAUCUGCUAGCCUGGCAGUACAGGGUUAAAGGUUGGAUAUUUGGAACUUUUUUAAUUUAAGUUUGUUAAAUUUGUUGACCUCAUGAACAAGAGGUAGAUGCUCUAAGUGUUCUAAUGCAUAGCAGAACCUAAAGGGCACAGCCUGUGACCAUAUUCUCACUGCCUCCCCCCAAAACAUGUGACUAUGCAGCACAGGAAGUUGAGGUCAUGAAUACCAGGAUUUACUUUGCUUUUCUUAGCUUUCUUUCCCAGGGGCUAUAGGUCUUACCCUCUGCAAUGUUCAAGAACCAUAUUUAUUUUCCUUACGGACAGAAAAUAUACUAAACUGCAGUUUUUUAGGUCAUUGACAAACCGGGUUAAAUAACUUUUCAUAAUGUUUAUGUUAAUUAGCUAUAGUUACAGGCUGUUCAUUACUGUGAUGGUUAAUUAACUGUAGUUUUCGUAGAUCACCAUGACAUUUCUGAUAGGCGAUAACUGAAAAUCUUCACUGAUACAUCAUGGGAUUAUCACAAGAAUCUUGUGUUAAAAAGGCUUAAUUGGACAAAAUAUGCUACUGAAAAAGAGCUUAUAUUAUUGACAUGUUACUGUGAAACUCAAACUUAGCUGGACUAGAUACAAAAAUAUAGUCCAGGAAUAGUUGACGGAAUAACUUAGAUCAGCAGUGUCAUUGGUAUUUAACCAAUGUGCCUUAAGUCUGAUCGGCAUCACAGGCUGCCAGGGUUCAGUGUAACUGUGGAGGAACCAUGACAUAUAGACUGGAUGAAACAUGGAGAUAAAUACUUAAGAGCACAUUUUUAGGAAUGAAGAAGAGUCAGAGAUUCGUGCAAAUUUAAUGGGCAAUGCAUAUGGUUAGUCUUUUUUCUAAAUAUAUCACUGUGUUUAUAGAUUUAUUCACUAAACAUGGAACUGGAGAAUUAGGUAAGAAUAGCUAAAUUUGAGAAUUGUUCCAACUUUUUGACUACACCAUAAUCCAGAAUUCAAUAGUAAAUGGUUUGCAUUACAUACUGUAUAUCUCCAGGAAUUCUGUACAUUUAAAAGUGAACGUGUUAUUUAUAAGUCAUCAAUGAAAAGUAAAAUAGUACAUAGUUACAUAGCUGAAAUGAGACAUGGUUCAAUGCAUCUCUGUGAGGAGAUGCCGAUUGCACAGCACCGUGGCACAAGAUUGAUUAUCUCAGCCGUGGAGGUGGAGCCAGGCGUGGCAAGACAUGGCGAGACCUGCGCAGUGUGGGGAAAAAAGGUGAGUAAAACCACCUUUCCCAUAAUCUAUCCAGUGGUGUCCUUAGAUUGAGGGAGCUCUUUAAGAGCUUUUCUGGUUGCCAUAAAUAUCAUACUCAGAGGUUGCAAAGUUAAUUCAAGAGAUAGAAUCUACUCCCCGUGAUGCUCAACUACACACAAGAUGAAGGAGAGGGUCUUAGAAAUAUCAAAACAAAUCAACAUAGGAAUACCCUGACUUCAAGGCGCUGUUUUUCCAUGAUUUUGCUGUCUGGCCAUGACUCUUGGAGAACAGAUGAGAUGGAGAGUAGUAAUACCAUGAAAACACCACCAUGUCAUGCAGUCUUCCUCAUUAUGCUGCUUACAUAUGUGAAUGGACUGUUACCUCAAUUCCCAGGAAAUAAUACGGUGAGAAGUCAUUACAUUGCAGAAUUGCAUUUGUUUUCUUAUGUAAAGCUAAUAAGAAUCUACAAUUCUUUAUGUAAGAAGGAGAUUUUACCAUGAAGUCCAGGACAUACUUAAAAAAUGCAAAAGAAAUCUCAAUAUAUUCUUCCUGGUUAAAGUUGUAAAUAAAGCCACAUGAUUCCCUUCUUUUUUAGUUACAUUAUCAUUUUUUUAAAUUCUCUUGGUUAUCAAAAAUCUGUUUUAUAAUGAGAAACAGAAGAAAAUCAUUCACCAUAGCACAAGAACUUUUUUUGUAACUUAAUCACUUCGUCAGACCGCAGCCUGUUCCGUAAUCUGCAAAGAGAGAGAAAACAGCAGUAUUUUUCGCUUCCCGACCUCGAUUGCUCUGUAGCCCUCAUGUUGUUUAGUCAGCAAAGCAUCUUAUUCAGAGGUCAAACCCAAGUGCACAGACAAAGAGAUUUAUAAUACAGAGACAGGGGUGAGGGGAUAGUUGUAUGUAUCAGAUGAUUUGUGCUGUCCAUUAGUAAAGAUAUGCUUUUGGUCUUGCUCCCUUUUUUAAAGGACUAGAAAAAUCGAGCUACUCCCAAAAAGAUUGUUGUCUCAAAGUUGAUCCAAAACAAAAUAAACAUAAAAAUGCAUUAUUAAAAAAGCACGGAAAUCGGUUAUUUCACAUUUUCUACACUGUUCCGAUAUGGCUACUCAAAACAGAAGUUGUAAACUGGGCCAUUUAAACCACUGUAUUAUUCUAAUUCUAUCAAACAAUUACUGCAAUUACAAACAAUUUACCGUACUGCAGAGGAAUUUGUUGGAGUAAAGGACAUUUUAACAGGAUAAAUCCAGCUACGCUGAGAAGUAAACUAUUUAAUGCAUUCAUUAUCCUACAGAGUGGAUGGACGUUUGCAUCAAUACACACAUGUGGAGCCUCGUGUCCGGCUGCUAUUAGAAGAAAAAGAGCAAGAACUGAUGGCCUUGCAGGAAACUGUACAAGUAAGCAUGAGCGCAAUGAUGUAUGGGUACAUUCCGAUUUAUUGUUUGAUUUGAAUUAUGAACAUGCUAAUGGAUGCCAAUUAGCUAUAAUCUCAAAGCAAUCACAUUCCCACCAUCCUAAUACUGGUCAGCAAAACUUUUAACAUUAUUAGUUUGGUAAAAAGAGACCUUGUGCCUUAUGUUAAACACUCCAGUUUAAGCAAUUAACGUGGCACUGUAGUCAAUAUAACUAUUUUAUCUUAUUGAAGUGGUUACAAACAACAUGUAAUCCUUGGUACAUAUGUCCACACGGCUUUCUUCCCAGACCACAAAUGGGAAGGCGGAGCCUGUAGUUGUGGGAUGGGUUGCAACUGGCCUAUAUAAAAUCUCAAUUUACCUCCAUACCUUGCUGACAGCGCCUGGUUACCCCACCCACCACUCUACAAAGCUUAAAACUACUAAUUGGUGGGCCCUCUUUAUUUACAGGCCUACGGUAGGUUUCGGCACACCACAACCGACUUAGAUUAUUAUACUUAUGUUUAUAGGUAUAGGUCCACAAUUAUACGGCUUUCCUCCCUGAUCACAAAUAUAUAUAUAUAUAUAUAUAUAUAUAUAUAUAUAUAUAUAUUCUACUAUUUACUCAAAAGCUUCACUUCAAGUUACUUACUGUAGCGGAGCCCUAGUCCUAGCCGGGACCCUCCUCCGCUGGUUACACCAAAGUACAGUCAGGAAAAAGUAAAACAAUCCAAGGGAACAGUCAGGUACAAGUAAAAUACUCCAAGAAUCUCUCACCUCCUCCCCAGCAACUGGACGACAUACAGCUCUGGGGGUACAACUGAAGUUUAUUGGCACAUACACAGCUUUUAUGCCCAGUCCCAUGCAUUGGGUUUCACAUAUAGGAAAACAGCAGGGUUUUCAAUCCCAGGAUCCUCUGAGCCUGGGAGAUAAUUGCUUGAGAAAAACUCUAAUUUCAUUAUCUCCCACGCACAGAAAAUCCAACAAAAUAUCCUGUACCCCAAAAGUACCUCAACCAUACCCCAGAACCCCACGAAAAUUACAUUCCCUGAAAGCCCCAAUCUGAGUGUCUAACAUAUCUAAAAAUCACUCAGAUCGGUGUGGUAGAACAGGAAUGGCAUUGUGUCGAAGUUUUGACCGGCCAGGCAAGCCCCAAACAGUUGCAGGGAAAUUGGUGCCCUUGCUGAUCUCCGUUCGUGAGGGUCUUGUGCAAAUACCAUACAAGGAAAUCUCUUUAUUUCAGGAUACGAAUGCUCCCCCUGUUCGGUAGUUCAUAUCUCCUAAAUGUCGUUCAUGUAGGUGGUCGGGAACUGGAAUGGGCAGUGAUCUAAGGUUUACCGGCGCUCGCACGAGUGCCUAACCGAAAAGAGUUCCAAGCACUCGACGAGCAAGUACCACUGCCCACGUUCGGGAGACAAAUGCCACCCAGAGGAAGCAUUUAUUAAUUGUUUCCCUUGCAGUUUCGCAAUUGAGUGGUUGGUGUAAACGUUCUAAUGGGGCUUAGGGGUGGUCCUCGUUCGGGAGACGAAGGGGAUCCGUUAGUAUGAAGUCUCCCGAACGGCCAAAGAAGAACCACAUGAAAUAACAGGUGGAAAACACAUGAAAGGUGGACGUUUUAUUACAGGUGGUACGGACAGCUGAAAAAGGGGAAUAAAAAAAAAGUCUGGCAAGCAUCUAAUCCGCUACACUUACUAUGCUCCCCAAUUUAAUACACAGCCUCCCGCAGCCCGACACCACCACUCUAAUACACUGCCCCCCAAAUACACUGCCUCCCACCACUCUAAUUUAAUACACUGCGUCCCCUCCCUCCCCCCAAUUUAAUACACUGCCUCCCCUCUCUCCAGUUUAAUACACUGCCUCCUCCCCAAUCUAAUAUUCUGCCCACCAAUCUAAUACACUGUCCCCCUUGCUCCACUCUAAUUUAAUACACUGCCCCCAAAUCCCACCACUCUAAUACACUGCCUGCUCCCUCUCACCACUCUAAUAUACUGCUCCACCUCCCUCCCCCAAUUUAAUACUCUGCCUCCUAAAUGUAAUACACUACACUACAGGGAGGUUCCCCCAAGCUCCCUUUCCCCUACCUUAAGCCAUCUUCCAGACAAACGCUCUUCUGGCACGCAGCCUGCUUCUCUGCACACUGGUCUACUGGGAAAUUUCCCACAGGCUGCAUGUUUGACAGUUGUCAUGGGCCCGGACUGCUCUGGGAGUUCCGGGGCCCACAUUGCCUAUGUGCACGCGCGCACACACACACACACACACACACACACACACACACUAUCCAAAAUGAUGGCUGCACUCCUCGGGCUUAGUAUAGUUUAUUAGGUAUACAUUAAAAAUGAGAUCAACGUUUCAGCCCCACUCUUGGGCUUUCCUCAGGAUCAAAAAAUACAUCCUGAGGAAAGCCCAUUUUGGAUAUUCUAUGUGAAAACAGCCUGCUGACUUAUGCACCCGGCAUUACCUAAGAAAGCGUGAGUGCAAGGAAACUUUUGUCAUAUAUAUAUAUAUAUAUAUAUAGCGCGUUUUUCAAUAGAUAGAUAGAUAUCUAUCUGCGGACCUCCAGUUAAUGUUCGUUGCAGCUCACUCUCAUUUCCCUUCCCAGCAGCUCCCGUCUAAAUCUUGUGAGCCCCACAGCUGUCAGAGUGUUGCCACGGGUUACCAUGGCAACGCGGCACACAGGCCGAGAGUGUUAGACAGGGGAGCUGCCGAGAAGGGAGUUGAGAGUGUGCUGCGGGUCCCCUCUGCAGAGUCCACGCCACCGUACCACUGCAUUCAGUGUACACACACUACUAUACACGCACACACUACAUGAACUACACAAACACACACCAUUCACUAUACACACACAUCAUCUAAUACACACAAACAGCCUUCACUAUACACAUUCUGCAUUCACUAUACACACACACACUACAUCCACUACACAAACACACACUCUGCAUUCACUAAAUACACCACAUCUAAUACACACAAACACUACACUCACUACACAAACACACACACUCUGCAUUCACUAUACACACACACUACAUCCACUGCGCAAACACACUCUGCAUGCACUAUUCGCACUGCAUCUAAAUACACACAAACACUACAUCCACUACACAAACACACUCACUUUGUAUUCACUACACACACUCACUCUGCAUCUAAUAUACACCUCAUACAUUACACAAAUGUACAAUCUGCACCCACUAUACACACUGCAUCCAUAUUUACACACACAGUGUGUAGUCUCAUUUCUCUCAUUUAGGGUUUGAAUCACUUUGUUUAUGCAGCCAUGGCCACAAUUCUAUUUCCUGUAAAGACAGAUCUAAGCUUUAACCCUUCCUUUAUUGCACAGUCCGUUUAAUUUAGAAUUUCUCAUCUCUUGUUCUGUUAAUAGCUUGCUAGAGCCUGCAGGAGUCUCCUAAUCUUCUAAUUUUCAAUUAACAGAGCAAUAAGUAACAACUUCUAAAGUUAACACACUAUGCUUUCAGAAAAUGAAAACAUUUAAAGUUGUUUUGGUACUUAGAGUAUCCCUUUAAUAUUAUUUACUACACCACUAUUUAUUUUUGCCAUGGGGUAUUCAGACCGCAUGAACAAGAUCAGUGGUUCUCAUUUUAUUGACCUUGGUAGGAUUAAGCUCUCAGUCGACCCCAAUAGAAAGAGUAGAUGUAGAUUUUCACAUAUGUCCAUGGAUUUAGAUUUGUAGGUGCAUAGAAACAUAAAAAAUUAGCAAUAUAAUCAACAAAUACUAUUGACAUCGUGUUUAACUGCCACUGCCUAAGUAGCUCAUCGCUUAUCCACUCAAAUUCUGAGGAGACUGAGGAUAUGAGUCCAACAACCAAUGAUAGCUAGGGGAAAGAAUAGAAAUGUGAAGUGAAAUUAUAAAAGGGGAAAAGAGGAAUUAAAUGGGAUGGUGAAGCAAGCAAGAAACAGUGAAAACAUAUUGCAGAAAAACAAAAUAAUGGACAGGAGGAACUAUGGAAGAAUCAUAUGCUAGUAUAAAAUACAAGUCAAGGGACACAGAAUCCGCACCACAGUGUGCACCACUACUUUACAGUGCUGUUUAGUGAUGGUUUGUAGGGAAUAUACGAGUUGGUGGUAGGACAGAAUGCAGUGUGGAAGGCAUUGUUCUGGCGUGAGAAAAUAAAUUAGGGGUCUGAAUGUGUAGGGACUUCGUAUAGGAUGGGCUGUAGACAAGUCAUUAUAUAGGACAUGUAUCCCCUCAAGACAUGGCCAACAACUUUUUUUUCUGGGGGGCAAGUACAAACAAAUUGCACUUUUUUUUUUGCAGAGAAGACGUCAUCGAAGUGUGACAUUCAUGCAUCUUCCAUCAGUAUGACCUGUUCAUCAUGAGAGCAGUCACAGAAAUAUGUAUUUACAAAGUGAUCAACUUUUUUUUCCCUUUAACUGCACUGACACCAAUGUUUCAUAUCACCCACAUCCACUUGCAAACAAAUUCAUCAUACAUACGUAUACACAGGCCCUGCUUACUGCCUGACUCAUCCGUUACUGCAGGCAUCCAAAAACACCAUAAAUAAAAAAAUAUUUAAAAUCUUUCUUGCAGAGGCGUCACUGCCCCAAAAGGUCUCAGGCAGUCGCAGGCACAUUUCGUUCAGGCAUCUUACAGAGAAAUGUCACGUACCCGCUCUGUAUUUUAUCCAAUCGUGCCAUUUUCACACAUGCGUCAUGUGCACAGCACUACAAGGGUUAACCAAUUUACAUGCAGCAUGUAAAGUUUAAAAUAAAUAAAAAAAAUAGCACAAAAAAUAAAAAUCUAACUUUGAUGAAGUGACAGUUCCUCUUUAAACAGCUGUUAACUAGCAGAUCCUGGUAAAAUUCUGGAAUGUAUUGCUGGCUUCUUUUGGAAUAACAUAUUGAAUCUUACUGCUGUGAUAAAGAACAAUCUGCUCUGGUCUAACAAGAAUCUAUGAACAGGUCACGGUCUCCCAUAUCAAAAACUGUAAUAGGAAACUUCAGAACACAAGAAAAAAUUUGGCACAUUCUGCACCCUGACAUGAAUUUAGAGGUCUAGCCACAGGUUUGCAGAUGUAGAGAAUGCAAGCAAAGAUUGCUUCAGAUAUAACUAGUCAUAUCCUACCUAAAUCAGCAGAAGGUGCAUUCAGUUUUAGCUGAACAUGCAAAUUCUAAAAUCCAAGAACGUUUCCUAUAGAGAUCACACCGAAUCCGAAACUAUAGCAUGUUGUAUAGUUGAUACUAUCACCAGCUCCUAUGAUUGAAAUUUAGAAUAUACCAAAAUGCACUUCAGGGAGGUGGCUUUAUCAGCUACUGUGCCCCCCACCCUCCCACACAGCCUCCAAACUUAUAUGAACACCUUAACACUCUGCUAUAUGCACUGGUGCAUACACACACACACACACAGUCACAUACAGACACAAACGGACACAAACAGGAACAUACAGAUACACAUUCAGAUUGAGUGUGUGAUUUCUGGGUUAUUGUAUAGGAUUUGCGGGGGUAAGGGAGCUGCAUUCAAAAUGUGGGGAAAUCUUAGAGCCUCCGGGAGACUUGGUAUGUCUGAUAUACUAGCAUAACAAAAACCAUGUGCAACAUGAUGACUCAUCACAAAGUAGCGGUGACAUAAGUUUAAAUAUACAGUAAGGGUGGUCUGAUCCCUCUACUGUAUUCAGUGGCACAAACAGUAAAGAAAAAUUGCAAAAUAAUAUAUAAAUUACCAGAUAUUAUCCUGCAGAUAAAUCUGCUAUCCUAAAUUUAAUUAUUUAUAAAAUAUUUUACUAGGAAAGAUAGAUUGAGCUUUCUCUUGUUUUCAAGUAUGUCCUGGGUCCACAAAACAUUGCAUUGAUACAAUAGGGUACAAUAAAUUACAAAAACAAUAUUAAUACACAAUAUAUACAAAAUUUAACAUAGAACAGGUAGGAAAUAUAUAAUCAACCAUGACAGGUGCAUUUUGAUUUGAAGUAUGUAGCGAGUGAUCUCUUAAAGGAUUUUAGGCCUGGGGAAGAUUUGAAAGAGUACGAGAGGUUGUUCCAUAAAUGCGGUGCUCUGUAGGAAAAUGAGGAUCAGGCUGCUUUCCUUUUGUAUUGGUGUAGACUAAAUAAAGUGAUGAUACAGGAUCAGAGGUUAUAAGAGGUGGGAACAGCCAGGGAGAGCAUUUUGCUCAGGUAGGGUGGGAGCUUCCCAGAAAAGCUCUUAAACACAAGGCUGGAAAGAUGAAGGGUGCAUCUGGAUUCCAGCGUCAGCCAGUUUAGUUCUUUUAGCAUGUCAUAAUGGUGGGUCCUGGAAUUACAUUGUAGCUCAAAUCGGCAGAACAUGUUAUACAAUGUAUUAAAUUUUAUUAAGGUGGGUUUGCGGUGCAGGUGCAUAUACUACGUCCCCAUAAUCAAUGAUUGGCAUCAGCAUUUGCUGUACAAUCUUUUCCUUUACUGUAGUGCUUAGGCAGGAUUUGUUUCUGUACAGGACACCUAGUUUUGGAUAAAGUUUAGAUGCAAGUUUUUCUAUGUGGAGGCCAAAAGAUAGAUUGGGGUGUAACAUUUGAAAGAGUGGACUGCGGUCAGUGUGCUAUUUGAUUUUGUUGUGAUGGAUAGGUGGAAAUUGUGUAAUUUGUGUAAUUUAGGUACUGAUCCAAAGAUCAUGUUUCUUUCAAAUAACAGUUUUUGUUACCACUACAAAGGGCACUUAAAGGGUUACUCCCAUCACUAUUACCAUUUCUGCUUUUAUAAGUGGCCAUGGUGGUAGGAAUCUGCUUAAAGCACUGCACAUACAGAGAUUUUUGCACUUUUGUGCUGGUGUUUCACCCCCGACACACAUUACUUGAGCAAGCUGGAACUCUGUUCUGGACUGCCUAAUGUUAAUUCUGUGUAAAAAUUCCAUCUGUUGUCAGCUCGCACUGUGUGCUGGAGACAGACAUUCUUCGUUUCGCCCCCUGCAUGCAGCGCUGAAGGUGCGCAUGCAAGGGGAAGCUCUCCCUCCUCCUUUGUGCUCUGUCCCAGCCUCCUUCCAGUGACUGAUUAUGCUUUUUUAUUUUAUUUAUAUUUUCUUAUUAUUGGCUACCCUCCCCUUAUCCGCUCACAGCAUGUGCAUGUGCUCAGAGCCCAUGAAACGGUCCAAUAAAAUGCUUCUCUGUGAGGCAUUUAAAUCGGACUGUGCAAGGGAAGCAGUGAUAUUAGAAGGGGCAUGAAACCAAAGCAGGGAACUUUGCUUGGAGCUGAAUUUUAGGCAAGUUUAUUCUUCAUUUUUAACUUUAUUAUUAAGUAGGGACCUAUUGAGCAAUAACAAAUUGUCAUAUACCUAAAAAGGUUGGAGUAACAUUUUAAGUGUAAGCUUACUGCCAAUGUCAAGACAAACCUCUUAGGUGAGUCCUGUACAAUCUAUUCACCUUUAUGCUUUCAGCUAAAAGGCAAAAUCUGUCAUGAAAAAAAAAGGUUAUUCCACACCUGCCAUCCUGGGUUGAUUCCCUGGUGUCCUGCAUCCAGGGAAGUGAAGUAAAGUUAUAAAAUAAAGCAUAAUGCAAGCACUUCAUUACAUUUUAGGGGAGGUUUGAGCACCGGCAUAGUUUUGGAUAGACCAUUCCUAAUUUAUGUUCAAAUGGCCAAAUAUAUAUAUAUAUAUAAAUAUAUAUAUAUAUAUAUAUAUACACAUUUUUUUACAGUUGUCAUAUAUAAGAAGUGUGCAAAGCAGCACGAUUAGGGGUAAUGUUGGCUCUGUUAUUACAAUGAUGCCAUAUAGAGGGCUGAAGUUUGAAAAGGCUGAAUUCCAGAAAUGGAUAUCUUAGCGAUAUCUUGGGACUGACAUAAGCAGGACAGUUGGGAGCCUUAUAAACACUACAUUUAAAAAAAUUACUAUUACUAACAAGUUUACUUUUAAUAUAAAAGUAUAUGGAUAAAUGAUGUAUUUUAAGACGAGAUUUAAAAAUAACGCUGCACUCCCAGUGUCCUCCUUGGCAUGAUGGCACUGAACCAGGCAUAAAAAUGUCUGCUUGGAGAAAGACAGGCACAACAUAAACUGUUUAGAAAUGUUAUCAUAGCAGCACACAAUUUUUACACUUCUCCUUUGUUCAAAGUUACUGCAGACAUAAACAGCCAUCUUCACCAAACGUGUUCAAUAUACACAAAAUAAAUGCAGUAUAUUUUGUCUGUUAAACAUGCAGAGUUCUUAGAUCUAAGUAAGGACAUUAGGCUUAUUUUUAAGUGUCAUAUUAAUUUUGAGAUAAACACGAUCUGGAGCGCUAAUCUCAAAGGCCCGCUAUGUGUAACAUCUGCCUUUAUGACAGCAUGGUUAAUACUGGUUUUGAAAACACAACCCAUAGGAGUCAUCUUGAAGCAGCUGUUUCACAUCCAUCCUCCCUUCUCCAACACUGAUAACAGUUGAGAAACAACCAGUCAGAAAAUGUUGUCUUACAAAAUAAAUCCAAAUCAAGGUAAAACAAUUCUCAAAUUGUGUAGUUGGCAAAUCUUUUACAGAGCAGUUCACCACACUAAAGAGAAAGCUGACAGCCUGUGUUUAAAGAUUGUGACAUGUGCCUACAAUUAGAGGAAAGCUGUGCUUUGAACAACGUAUUUCCCACAACAUUAGGCAGACUUUGGAUAGCCACUAAAACACUCAGCUGCCACCCUGUGUUUAAACAUUGCUUUGUAGGAAAACAGAUCUUGCUUGUAGAAAUAGAAACCUUUUUUUUUUAGCUCAUAUCCUGCUGGCCCUGUCUUGGUGACAAAUGGUUUGUGUCUGCAGUGCACUUAGUAAUGGAAAAUAGAUACCAAGGUACUGAUCUGAUUCUCAACCAACAAACAAGCAUUUGGAGGAUAUUGUUUUCCUACUAGGAUCUUAAAGGGUUACUUCAAACAUCUUUUUGAAGUGGCCAUGGUGGUAGGAGUCUGGAUGUGUAGUGUUUCAGCUUGAACGACUGCACAUCCAGAGUUAUUUUUAAUUGUGUGCUGGUGUCAAUUUGCACCCAAGCACCUGUGACUUAGGCAACCCAGAUCUCUGCCUAAGAGCUGCUUAAUCUAGAUUCUGUGCAUAUUUUGCACCGGUCAUCAGUGCUAACUGAUUAGGAAGCACUUGUCUUUGCUCGCUCCCACACAGAAGGAAGCAUGCACUGAGCAGCACCGGAAAGCUUUGCCCAGUGCUUGUUUGAGGUAAGUAAAUCUUCUUUAAAAACGCUCUUUGAGGGUUUAUUAAGAGGGGGGGACGAUACAUAUAUACAAAAAAGGUUUUGAUAAAGCCUUUAACUAAGGGAUUAUUCUCAAAACUUUACAUAAUUGUAAAACGUAAAGAUCCAUAGAGCACCCUGUGUCUACUCUCAGCUCUGAGUAGCUUAGAACUGAAGCAAUGUAUAAAAAUGUCUGCAGCUCUAAGACAGUCCAUCAUCACGGUCAUUCAACACGUCCAGAAGAUAUAGGCUACCCAAGUUAAUAUUGUCCAACUUGUGCAUGCGUGUGCGCAACUUGGGCUGAACUCUCUCCCCUCCCAUAAGAGAGAACCGAGUUGUGGGCAGUCCCAUAAUACACAUUGCAAGGGAUUAGAUGACUUCCACAUCUAGGUCGGGCCAUAGUGCCAGCAUAGAGCUAUAUAGUCAGAUGGUUGUAGAAACAAUAUCCAUGUGUUUGGCUGGUGUAGGUACAGCUCUGUUUUUGAUCCUGACCUUCUGGUUCCACUUUAACUCCCAGCUAUGGGUCUGCUAUCAAAAUGCCUAGCCCAUGGUCUCCCUCUUAUAUAGCUAAUGGGGCAAAAGGUGAUUUGCUUGUCCUGCGAGUGCCUGGUAGUUGAUAGCAUUCGGUCCUCUGUUCACUGGUCUGUCAAGGACCUGAGAGCAGUAGCAUUACCUUGCCAAAUUGUAGGCUUGAUUUUAUAGGCUCUGAUCUCAUAUGGUUAUAUGGACAUUAUAGGUUGCUUAUUAGAGGGCAUAGAACUGUAGGAAUGAGAAUGGAAAAAUCCUGCAAGAAUGUUCUUAGUGCUUGGCAAAAGGUUGCAAGACAGUCUACACAAAGGUAAGAAUGUUAACAGAAGGUCCCAUUUCUGAAGCAGGGCAGUAGAGUCAGCAUUAUUAGAAGGGAAUGUUCCACGGUAAAAAUAAUUUCUAACUGUAAUCUAAGUUUUUUGGGCAAAAAGGAAAUAGAUUGAAAUAACUGGGGACCCAGUGAAACUGAAAGCAAUGCGGCAUACUUUAACGGAGGCAAAUUAAAGCUCUCGAUGAUAGUUAAUAGUGGUUGAUGAGGUCCAGAUCUCUGCUUCAGUGAUUCUAACCAUUUGACAAAAUUAGAUGGAAAGAAAGCCAUCAGUGGAUGUUAAUAUGGCAAUAUUAUAAUAAGGCAAUCAGUGGUGUCAGUAAUAACGGUAUAAUGUGGCUGUGUCCAUCCUAUGGGAUAGCUUUGCAAGGAGUUUCCUAAAAUGGAGGCUGAAACAGUCAGAAACCUAAAGAUUAAUGAUAAACCACAAUGUACCAAGUAUUGAUCCCUAGGUGAAAGCCACAGCCAAAAGGCUUGCAAUGUAGCCAUCAUUUAGUGUAAGUAGACUUUGUAGUUUCAGAGAGCUGGAUUAGUAAUUCCAGCUGAGUAGUACUCUCUGAGAAUUGGUCUCUACAUGCUUCCUGGAAAACAACCCCCUCUCCCCCCCCUUUAAAGUUUACUUUGAAUUCACAACAUGUCACACUUUAGUGAAUAUGCCUUCAAUUAUAUAUUUCAUCCAGGCAGGCUUAGGAUAUUAUAAAAACAAAAAAUCUAAUCCUAAUUAGUGCAGCACUGAUUUAUACUCGCAGUUAUAGAAGACAGUUGGACAACCUAGCCUGAAGUUCUAAAUAUUUUUUGUGUGUUUAAAUCUGGUGAAGCAGUUGUUUAGAGUUUUUAUAGUUUUGUUUAUAUUUCCUAAUGUUAUGUACUUGAGUAAUUCCUAACUAUGCGAGUUAUGUUUUCUGCUGCUCUGCACAAAAACUACAGCUUAGUCUUAGCUGUGACCUUCACUGGGUAUGGUCAACUGAAUGAGCUCUCUCUUUGACAGAUCCUACAGAUGAAGGUCCAGCGUCUGGAGCACUUGGUACAGCUGAAGGACCUGAGGAUAGAAGAUCUAACAAGGCACUUAAACAAACAACGAGGGCAUAGGAACAUCACCUGAAACCCUUGUGCUACAGCCAAAACAAGCAUGGUAUCACCUACAUUGCCUAGUUUAGUAACACUCAGAGAAAACCAUUAGCAAGAAACAUAUUCUGGACUUGCAGUUAUAAAACGCCAGACACCAAGGUUACAUAUAUCUGAAAUACAACAAAUUGCACAAAUGGUUCUCAUACCAGGCUGCUGACUCUGUCUGGCAAUGUGUAUCGAGUAGUCAAUGCCAUUUACCAGGGGCAAGCAACUUUAGCAUUUAAAGUGCACCUGUCAUGCCAAAUAUGACAUGUCAUUUUAAAGGGCAUGCAAAUGGAUAUUGUGAAAUCCAAGUUGCAUAGAUGAAAAGUUAUUUAUAUAUUUAUUUUUUGACCAUCCCUGAUCUCACCACUAUGCCAUUGACAUAGUGGUAAAUACUAUACAUAUGGCAACCCAGGCAGCUGCAUUUAAUAAUCUGUCUCCAAAGGCAGCUAUCCACAACUCCUAGCUUGGAACUGAACACUAGUAGUUUUGGGAUGCAGGGCGCCCAUUCCUCUCACCAUACUAUGUGUGUACAUGACAUUUGAAGGAAACUGUAACGUUUAUAGUUUUUUUUUAUGUUAAUAAAAUUGAAAAUAGAAAAAAAAUAAUCACCCUAUCAUGUCAUUGAAUGCGCUUUUUUAUUUAAAU